Messenger RNA from Pelobates cultripes (western spadefoot toad), 89724 nucleotides. NCBI's taxonomy places the organism in Eukaryota, Metazoa, Chordata, Amphibia, Anura, Pelobatidae. The record is from the annotation of a GenBank genome assembly.
CGUGCACUGUUAUUUAACUGACCCCACUAACACUGUUGUUGACAACUACUCUGGUUAUAUUCUCUUCUUGUCCACAAAUGUAAUGAUUAAUGAUAAUGUCAGUGAUAUACUAUCUGAGUUUUACAACACCUCUACCUGCCUAAAUAUUUUACAUCUCCCAUCAGUGCACUUUAGGGAUCAGCUGUAAAGUUAUUACAGAAAACACACAGAAUCUGGAGCCAUGAAAACCAUUAUAGCUGCUUACUCCAAAGACCUUCGUGGUAAGUCUUGUUUUUAAUCUCCAAUUUAUAUAAUUUCAACAGGUCAUUACAUAAGGAUGGCAAAUCAACUAGAGCACCAUAUGUAAUAAUUGUGCUAUCUUCCUGCAUCAGAUUCACAGAUAUAAAUUAAUAAAUAUAUAUAUAUAUAUAUAUAUAUAUAUAUAUAUAUAUAUAUAUAUAUAUAUAUAUAUAUAUGUAUGUGUGUGUGUUUAUAAGAGGAGCACGCACACACACACAUGCACAUACACAAAUAUAUAUAUAUAAAAUUAUAUUGUGUGUGUGUGUGUAUAUAUAUAUAUAUAUAUAUAUAUAUAUAUAUAUAGAUAGAUAGAUAUAGUAGAAAGGACUGCACUCUUGAACUGAUGAAAGCUCCAUGUGGGGGCUGAAAUGUUGACUUUUAUAUGGAUUAAAUAAAAGUUAAAUUUUAUUUGAAAACUAUCACAAAGGCCUUGGAGUGCAGUCCUUUCUAAUAUAUCUACAUGAUUUUGCCAGACCUGCACCGGGCAUUAAGAAUUUAACCAGGAGUGCAAGCCCUUGUUACAUAUAUAUAUAUAAAAUGUAUGUAUAGAUAGACGGUGGUGUUUAUUCCAAGGGAUAGUUCUAGGGACAGUUUGGAUAUGCUCACCUUAUUUGGACCCACUAUAUUCAAUAAAUGAUAUUCGAUGUUAUGGAUGCUCUUAGGGAGGUUUAAGGCAGAUAUUGUCAAUGAAGAACCUGUUUUUGAUUACAUAAAAAAGGCCGAUGGAGAGAUAUUACUUUGUGCUGUGUAUUUUAGGGAGCAGGCUGAGUCUACGCCCUCUACUUCGCUCAAUAUCUGCUGCUUCAACAAUUCCACAACACCAUUUACGCACAUUUUUGCAGUUAUUGUCUGUUCUCCAAUGGAUCUUUUCUUUUCUAGUGAUGGGUAAGUACAUAAAAUUAAUGUCUGGGUGUUAUUACAAAGAAUGAAAAAGAACCUUUUAUAGUAUUCGAAUUUUACUUGUAUUAAUAGUUUACUUUAUUUACUGUAUUUUCUUGCUUGCUAACUAUUUAGUAUAAGUAAUAUAAUUUAAAUAUGUUUAAUUUUUAAAAGAGACUCAUUUUGUUCAUCCUCUCUUUAUAAACCCUUGGGUACUGGUGUGCAAAAACGUGUAGUAUUACAAUAUAAGAACAAGUAGGGAAGUUAGCAGGCUCAAAGCAGAGUGUCUGUAGGAGUCAGCCAUUUUCUCGAAGUAGUUAUGGUGUCAUGCAGGGGAAAAGAUUGAUUAGAAUUGGGACACCGAUUGGAGGGAGGUAGAGGGGGCAUGCCAGUGAUUCAAUUAGCUUCUCCCCAAAGGGAUAGACUCUUCCAUAAGGGAGGUGGGUCCACCUGAGUAAACGGCAGUUCAGCCUGGCUUGAAUGCAUGCCAGGUUGCCUGCCAAUCAUUGAGACCAGCCCAGGUGGUUACAUAAGGAUGGCAUAUCGACUAGAGCACCAUAUGUAAUAAUUGAGCACACUAGGACUGCAGGAAGCUAUGCUAUGAUUGUUGAAGAAAGUUCUCUGGUGUCCCAAAACAUUAGACACAAGUGGACCAAGGCAGGGUGGUGGGAUAGUACCCCAAAAUCGCACAAGAAGGCGUAUUCUUGUUUUUUUAAGCCCACACUUAAUGCGUGAGCAUAGUUGGGCUUUUAUUUGCCUUCUUUGACGGAAGAUAAUAUUGUUGAUGUGCUUCAUUUAUCUACUUCUCUUUAUCACUGUUUUCCCUGCCAAUCUUCAUUUGCCCGAUUUAUAUUAGAUUUUUCUUUCUAUUGUGGUUAUAUGUCAUAUCUUUUUUUUUUUCCCAAUGGAAAGGUAUUAAAAAUGGAGAUGAACUCCAGUAUUUUCUCUCUAAGUUAUUUGUUCAGAAUGUACAAUGCGGUUUAAAUUUCAGACACAUUGAGCAAUGCUUUGGUGACCUUGCUUUUGUUUAUAGUGAGGGUUUUCUAUGCUUUUUCUCUUUUUAAUUGAUUUUUUAGCUUAUGAAAAAUGUUCUUCUUGAAAACCAGUAAUUGCCAAUAGAUAAUAAUGUAUUACAAGUCCUUAGAGAUUUCCAUGUGUAAAGAAAUACCCCAAGCACCAUAACUACUACAGCACACUGUAGUGGUUAUGGUGUCAGGAGUGUCAUUGCAUCCCUCCAUUGUAAGCAAUCAUUUUUAGAACUAUUUGACUUUGGGUUGCUUGAUGCCACUCCUUUAAUGCUGACAUCAGAGGGGAGAAGCGGAGGCGGAACCUGAACCAGCGCUGAGGGACAUCGGCGUUGGCAUCAGGUAAGGGACAGAAGAUUGUUUGGUUAUUUUAAUUCUUUAUUUCUUGUUGUGCAAAAGUUAACAAAAGGGCCGACAAUGUCACGAUAGCAUAUGCAAGCACGGUAGCAGCCAACAGAGGUUUACACAUACAUAGCAAUGGGUUAUGAGCACAAUUUUGUAUAGGACAACAAAGGAUUACAAGGUAGGUAAACAUGUCUAAAUGAGAAAAACACAUGGCUGAUACUCAGACAUAGAAUUUACGCAAGCCUAGAGAUUCAUGGUUGGUAUAUUAAACAUGUUAUUAGCGAGAGUAUGCUUUGCAAUGUUAAAUAGUAGACUGUGCGAAUAUGGGGAACACACUAGGUAAAAUGGAAGGUGAAAUAUAAUGAUAAUGCUCUAAUGGAGGGGGACACUCUGGUGUGGUGCGCUGCGGCUGGAUAGUGAGGUAAAGGCCAAAGCGUGUGAAAAGGACAGAAACUGAGGCAAAUUAGUACCAAAAUUAAAAUACAAUACAACACUGCUGAUCAUGCAGCCGUCCAGGCUGUGUCAUGGAGCUUGAGCGAAAGUCCCAGUCCUCCAGGUGUCACCUUCGAAGAGUCAGCCUAUUCCAGAGACCGGUAAAUUUGUAACAGGCUGCUAUCUACUUUUGGACAUAUAUAUAUAUAUAUAUACAGAAAUCGAAGUGAUGGUCCACACUCAUGGUCUUCUUAAAACUUAACUUUUAUUGCUUACAUAAAAGUACAAAUUAUGUUGCCAUAUUGCGUCAAUGUUUCAGUCGCAGUUCGGGACUUUCCUCAGGACAGCAUGCUUCAAUUUCUGUGUAUAGAUGACCCUGACCCGGCACCCGGCAUUUAAAGCACAACAUAACGUUAAGCCUGAAGUGCAAGGAAACUUUGGAUAUAUAUAUAUAUAUAUAUAUAUAUAUAAAGUCUUAUUGUCUCCUUGCACACACACUUCAAUGUGGAUUUCUGCCUGGUGCUGUCAAGCCAAUGCCAUAAUAUACACAAAUAUAGGGAACAAGAGGCAAGCACUCACGGUCUUUUGGUUUCUUUAAAACGAUUUUCCUUUUAUUUCAUUGCUUAAAACUUGAUCGACGUUUCAGCCACAGUACAUGGCUUUCAUCAGGAUCUUUACAGCUGUAAAGAUCCUGAUGAAAGCCAUGUACUGUGGCUGAAACGUCGAUCAAGUUUUAAGCAAUGAAAUAAAAGGAAAAUCGUUUUAAAGAAACCAAAAGACCGUGAGUGCUUGCCUCUUGUUCCCUAUAUUUGUAUAUAUAUAUAUAUAUAUAUAUAUAUAUAUAUAUAUAUAUAUAUAAAUAAAAUAGUAAAACAAUCAACUAAGACAUACUGACAAAACAAAAGAGAUACAGGAGACAAGAGACUUACAAGAGAUUGGUAAUAAUACUAAAACAACGUUUUUGAGGUAUUUUGGUUCCUGCAAUGUCUAGUUCAUAUAUCCUUGAUAUCCACCUAACCUAAGUGGUUUUAGAUUUUAGGGAGUGAGAGUACAGGGGGAGCCUAAGAAUUCUGUGCCUAGAGGCACCCGAGAUUUAAGUCUGGCUCUGUAGAUAGAGCCUAAUAGAUGAUAGUAGAACUAUUCGUCUUACAUUGGUAUAGCUACGGUUUGUACAGAGCAGGUACGGUCAUGCUCAGGAAGUCACGAAUUGGUGGAAGCUAUAUUCCACGGCAGCUGAAAAAUCUCAUACAUUAUGCAGGAGGGAAAAUGGAAAUGAUUGAAUAUGUAAAAUGACAGCAAUAUUUUAUCAAUGUAUUUCACCUGUCUCAAAUAUCUCUAAGAAAUUCAUAACUUAUAACUAAGCAAAAAAACUUGCUUUUGGCAGAAAGUUACUGUGAUUUAUUGUGAUUUAUCGUGUCUUGUUCUCAUUCUGUUUCCAGGCCUGAUGUUCCUUGUUGUAUUUAUAUAUCUUUUCUUUACUUAUCUCUGGCCGAUCUCUGCUCUGUAUGUAAGCUGGCUUGUGUUAGACUGGGACAAACCCGAGACAGGUAAGAAAAUAAAAUGCAAUACAAUUUUGUGUUGUUUGUAAAAGGGCUCCUUAAACCCUUUUUUAUAUUCCUUAUAUGUUCUUCAAUGCGAACAUGUAUUUGUCUUGUGGUUUUUCCCAUAUAUUGUUUCUUACACGGGCAGGUGAGAACAUAAAUGCAAUUAUAAUAUAAUUUAUAUAAUAGGAAGAUUAUGUAUGUAAAAAUGAGUACCAUCUUGCAAUUCUUGGGAAUGUUGUGCUAUUUUUAUGGAUAUACAACCUCCACACCUUAUAGUUUUGGAGAAAAUGGAAGGCCGUCUUAUUAAUAGAUAUAAUAUGGAGAUUUUACUGUCUCUUUAAAUAUAUACUACCUAAAAUGAAUUAUGCAAUAGUAACAUAAGAAUACAAUUAGACACUACUUAAUAUAGUGGUGUAUAGAAGUACUCUUCUUCUUAAAUUUUUAUAGAACUUUGCUUAUUGCGAGAGUCAUUUAUUAUGCCCAUUUCUCUCUAGUUUGGAAUUCCAUGAUGUAGUUUAUAGAGAUGGUGAUUUUUAGAUAUAAUUAGGUUUAGUUUUUAUUUGUAUUUUUUUAUAUUUACCCUUACCUUUAUCUAUACUGGAUUGUUAUACUGAAGAGGUUGUAUAUAUAUCCAGAGACAUAUCCUUUUUGCAGCUGUAUUGUAUUAUACCGUGCUCCUUCAUAUUGUAUAUGUUGUGGAAUGACAACAUGAAUAAAUGUGGCUGGAGAUAUGUCUUUAAGUUUGAAGGAUGUGUAAUACUGUAUAAUAUAGGUCUGUAUCUUUAAUCCGUAAUGGUUAACGUUAUCUUUGUGUAAGAAGAUACUGGACUCGAGCUCUGCAAACAUAUCCUUGUAAGGAAAACUGAAUAAUUUAAUGACAGCAACUCAUGAUUACAUCCCGCCCCCAGACCAAUGAAAAUAAUGCAGGGGAGGAGUGAGGUAUUAAAAAGGAGACCAAGGACGUCAGAAGAGGAAGCCCAGAAGGCAGGCGAAAUGAGCAAGGGUUCAAAAAUUUUAUGGAAGUCAUAUUUUUGCCCAGGCGAACACAUGAUUUCAUGGCCAAAACAAUUUCAUAGAAUCGCGGCUAAGUGACGCUGGAGGACCGACCAGGAACCAGGAGGUUUUCAUGCCGAAAAUAGUUCCAGGGCAUUUGCGGCUAAGUCCCCCUGAAGUCUAUUCGCUGUUAUGGCCUAUGUGAACAAGAUGGCCGCCACCAUGUGUUCGAAUGUCGAAUGGCGGCCUCUUAGACCGUUCGGGAGUUAGAAGAACCAAAUGUUUAAAGUCCCAAUAGGCACAUUUAGGGUCUCUCAGCCAAAAUAAAUUAAAGAGGCCAUAGUCACAGGGCAAGAGGCUGGCCAUUAGUCCUCUCCAAAAACCAGUGGUGAAGUUGCUUUCGUCACAAUAAUGUCCCUUGGUUGCAAGAAUAUAUACCCCCAAUUUAUCCCAUUAUCCGUGUCAGCAGUCAUGCCCUCCCUUCCUUAUUAUUCCAGGGAGGUUCUUCAGUUUUAAUGCAAAGAUCACAGGCAAACACCUUCACAGAUUUGGCACGGAAAUGUUACAAACUUUAUAUAAAAAAAAUUGAUGGCUUGAAAAAAACAAACCUCUUGAUCACCUGUAAUGUAUAAGUCAAGUCUGCAUGGACUACCCCAUGAAGCCAGUUUAUUUUGUUGAGCAUCCUAUGGUUAAUAGUCCUAGGGACCCACGGUUGUUUUCCCAUUUUUUUAACAUGGAUUUUUAGUUCAAUUACUAGUAUCCUCUGUAAAUAUAGAAGUAUUGGAUUCUGCUAUAAUGUGGAAAGAUAGAUAGAUAGAUAGAUAGAUAGAUAGAUAGAUAAAAUCCAAAUUAUAUGCAAGUAUUUUCCAUACUUGGUUGUCCACCGUGUCAGGUUUAGUGAAUUAAUCCUCAAUGUUACAAACAAACUAGACUUUUAGCAGGUAGAGAGAUCACAGAAUGAUUUGAUUUCUGGGAAUACUAUUAACAAUGCUUUUCCUGCAGACAUAUAACUCAACAUCAAAGCACUUUUUGUGAUGUCUGACAUUUUAUUCAUCAAGGGAUUAAAUUCCAUCUCUGACCUGAUGCGUGAUUCUGCCAACAACUAAUUCUGUAUUUAUCACUUUUUGUUUGUCCACAUUUGUUUAUGUUGCAACGUGUAAAGUAAAAGAUUUAACUCCUCAAAGUGGCACUGUCAUGCCAAACUUACCUGUCUCCUAUUGAUUCCGCUUCUCUUCCUCUCUCAGAAUCUUUUCUUUUCUUUAUUUCUGAUCUAGGUUUCCUUAAAACCAGGUGACCAGAUUUUGGAGAUAAAAAAAAACGGGACAUCUGGUCACACAGGCUAGAGCCCUUCUAUAUGUUGCUUGAGGGUGACAGGGGUGGUGGUAGAGCCAUUGGCCGACAUAAAUCUGCACUGUGUUGGUAGCUGGAAUGCAGCCAUAUAUUCCAUGCCUGCACCUCCGUGAUACACACCUCCAACUCCAUUAUUGGUCAGGAAUGCUCAGCUUGGCCAAUAGGAUGCUGUCUCCAGCUGAGUAUCAGAAACUACGCGUGAGACUGGUUAUAGAGCACUCAGCGCUAUUAACGGGCUCCAACAGCUUCUACACUGGCUCUUUUGCAGCACUGGCAGCACUGGCUGCCUUUCAGCCAAAAACUGGGACAUUUUUGUGUCCCAAGAAGGUUUGGCAAAUUGCCAAAAUCCGGGAUGUCUGGUCACCCAGCUUAAAACAUAAGAUGAAGUAGGGACUACUUUGUCUUAUGUAUUUUUUCCUACACUUGACCUUCUUUGACCAAAGGAGGAGCAUAAGUCCGCUCCAUUUCCUGUGUCAAGAAGAAGAGUGAGUACUUGCUCUGACACAGGAAAUGGAUUUGACUUAAGCUCCUCCUUAUGUUAGAGAAAGUCAAGUGUAAAAAAAAUACAUAAGACAAAAUAGUCCCUUCUUUGUGUUAUAUUUUAAAGAAAACGAGAUCAGAAAUAAGAAAAGAAGAAGAAAGAGAUUCUGAGAGAGGAAGAUACGUGGAAACAAUUGAAGAAAGGUAAGUUCGGCGUGACAGUGCGCUUUAAGGACUGCUUGACAAUGUAUGCUAAUGUAAUAAUUCCUAGCAGUUGUAUUGUUUGUUCUUGUCACUAUUUGCCUAUAUCUACUCUCCCUUGGAAUCUGCACAAUUUUCUUUAGAUCCAGCUGACUGGCAAAUAAUUAAGCACACAAUAGUUUGUUUAUACUAGGGCAAACUAGGGAACAGCCGUUUUGGAUCUGACCUACCCUCCCUCUCUGUUAUUAAUUUCAGGUAUCUUACUAGCACUAUCAUGAUAUGAUUGCAGGUGUUGCGCCCUAUUGUCAACUCAGGGGAAACGUUUUUCUUUACCCAAUAUUGAAUUCAUGAUAUCAACUUGACUCUAUUAGCUCACAGUGGUGUCCUCUGCUGGUGGAAAAUCAUUAUUACCUGCAUGUAAAUUGAAUAGAAAUGUAUUUUUAUAAUUCUGGUACUAACUUUGAAUGAUGAAACCUACAGGAGAUUUAUUUAACUAUUCUAAGCUGGGCUGGAUGGUUAGUUUAUCACAAUACUUCUAGUAUUUAAUACUAUAUAUGGCCUAUUUGGGCCCUUUCAUGAAUUUUUGAAUAAAAAGUUUUAUGCCAUCUUUAUUUUUAAAUGUUAAAAUGUUUAUGUGAAAAUAAUAAUAAUUCUCCGCACUCUACUACACAGGGACAGACUGAGAGCCUUUGGGGCCCCCGGGCAAAAUUAGAUCGCAGGCCCUAUGAAGGCCAAAUAUAUGUGCAUUAAAUAAAUGUUAAGUAUAACUCUCAUAUAAUACGGCAUUCCUGGAUGUGUACAUGUACAGUGUGAAGACCUGUGUAUCAAUGCAUGUUUGUAUUUGAGAAUUUUUAAACAUUUGCCAUUCUAGUUAAAGAGAUCUCUGAUCUCUCCAGUUGUAGCAUGGCUGUGCAAAGGGGUGCCAUCAGAAAUUUUGGGGCCCCUGACACAGCUCAGGUUUUGGCCCCUGUGGCCCGCCCCCUUGUCCGCACACAGGGCCUGCCACCAAGUCUAUCCACAAGAUACAAACUGCUUGGUGAUUUUGGGACCUACUUCCAUGUUUAGACGCCGGCUACACAAGCUUCACUCGCAAGCCUCCCUUACCCUUUGAACUACUAAAAGGAUUGUGCUUUACAUCCUCUAUUGGAUCCUGGAAAACGGACUGUUUACCAAUUUAUACUUGGACUCUAAUUCCGAUCUCUUGGAGGACUACUCACAUAAAUCUUAAGUAUAAUUUUCAUUCUAUUCUCUGGAGACUCAGUUAUAACUGAAUUGUUUCUUGCUUGCUAAAUUCUUCACUGCUGACUGCAUGCUAUUCCUAUGGAAGAUAACUCACAUCAAGCUUAAGUAUACUUUUCAAAUCAUCUCUGAGGAUUUACUUAUUUAUGAACUGUGUUUUGCUUGCCAUCAUCUACAGUUUCUUCUUAUUGAAUUAUUACCUAUAUGCUAUUAUUCACAGCUACUAAAAUUGUAGAUUAUGCUAGCUUUAGUGUACCUAUAAUCUUAAUUUUAUUAAUAACAGGAGGCGAGUAUUUGCUUUAGUCUCUCUUUACUAUAACUCCACAGCAGCACAGAAAAACAACCCAUCAGAAAAAAAAGUUAGGUACUAUAAAAUCCCCUUCCCAUUGCAUCAUUUCCUCUUUCAAGCUGCGACAAGACAGAACAAAGGCAGAAAAAAUAAUUCGAAGCAACGAAGUCCAGAUACGAUGAAUACAGCAAUGUCCAACGUCUGAGAAGAACUGUCAACCGGAUAGCGUUGAUGGACUGAAAAUAAAUAAGUCAAUGUCCACCAUCCACGAAGAAGCGCCACACCAGAUAGCGCUGAAGGACUGGAAACUGAAACGAGAGAAAAACAGAAUCGAACAGGUUGAUUAUCCAAUGAAAUGUAUUUUGAAUAAACUUGUAGAUACCCAAUGUAGCAAACAAAAAUUACCUUAAUAUGUAGAUAUCCCAACCCUACUUAUGAAAAACAGACAUAAGGACAGAUGACAGGUAGUAGAAACAACAAGCAGAGUUGUAUACGUACCUGAUUAAUCCAAACUAUAAAAUUAAAGGGAGGGAUAAGAAUGGGUGGGAAAUACUCGCCUGUCAUUAAUAAAAAUUAAGAUUAUAGGUACACUAAAGCUAGCAUAAUCUACAAUUUUAUAACAUGACAGGAGGCUUCGUAUUUGCAGUUUUAACGCUCAGCCAACAAAUCCAACGCUGCUUGUUUCGCUGGUACCCAUUCCGAGAAUAUUAGAGCAAUCCUAAAUGGACCUUCCAACUGCUAGAAGUAACCUCCGUUGAUAGAUCCAUUGUACGUGGGGUUACGACCUGUUCCCUAGCAGUCGGUCCAUGAGCUGCCAAGUUGACCUAUUAGUCAUAUUCCUGUAGGUGUAAAGUACCGAGGGGUCGCGAGAAGAGACUUCCACCGUGUCUCGACUCCUGAUGUGGGAGGUGAUUCCUCCGAUCGUGUCAGGUUCACCAGGCGAUGUGGCCUUGCAGACAAACUCCAACCUCAGGCCCGCGCCUAAGUCCACUGUCAAUACUCGAAUAGAACCGAAUAGUGUCUAUUCGUUCCUCUAUGACCUACCCGGUGAAUUGUCUCCUCCGAAAAUAAAGUUAUAUGCAGAUAAUAGUGUGGACAAUACUAGCCGUAUCCUAAAAGACUCCAGUCUACCAACUGGACUGCGUAAUCCACGGCUGCGGUCUAGAAAAGGCAUCCAAAGGACGUCCAAUCAAGGUCUCAAACUGAACUCAUGUGGUAAACGGUGGUCAACUAUUCUGUGAAUUGUGAAUCCUGGAAAGUUCAAAAGGAUGGGACCGGAAACCGGGGUUGAGAUUUCCAUCCAAAUACAUCAUCCUCUAGGAGUGCUAAGAUGGCCGGAUCCAAGAGAGUUUAGGACCCGAAUAACACAGAAGAGCCCUUACGUGUUGCAGUGAGGGUGUGAAAUACUCCAAUUACCCUUUGUACAAUCCUGUUCCAUGCCCGACCUGUCAAUAUUCGUGUAGGGGUUCCUGGCCUAUACGUCACCUACAAGAUAGGGAAUAAUAUAGUGAGACCCCUAGGUUCCUGUCUCAUAGACUGUCCAAGCAUGUAUCUCCCAGUGUAGGUUUCCUUGAUGGUAGUUGAAUAGGAAGGCUAGUGAGAACCCAAACCAAGAUGGUUCCCGUGAUGGAUAUAGAGUCCGAACACUGUUCUCCAGAUAUGUGUUCAGAGUUGUAGGAGCAGUCCUGUCAACUUUAUCUCAAGAUUGUAAGGACCAGGGAAGCCAAGUCCUGAUAAUUUCGGUUUCUCCAUGCAUACGGUGCACCUGAAGACCGUUUAUGUGAAUUUUCUAGUCUUGUUACUCGAGCAAGGCAGUGCCCGUUUGCCCUAUGCAGGUCUCAGGAUCUCAUGUCACCCUGACAUGGGAGAAUAGUCUGCACAGUUUGUACGCAAUGAAUAUCUGAAACAGAGUGCAAUGUCUGUUUGAUAUAGCACAGGUUAUACCAAAACCUGUACUCUUGUAAACACUGAGGCUCCUCCUUAGCCGUACUGUGUCCCGGAAUGUGUGUACAUAAGUGGGAAACCUCCCCCACUAAUAACUCUGAGGGUAUUUCUCAUGUGGAUUACAAGAUGGAUCCAGUCAAACUAUGUAUACCUUGCCCGAUCAGGUAGCCCUCUAGAACGAAAUCAGUAGCGCGGUCAUCAUAUUUAAAUUGGAUGUAGAAGGGACGCCCCUCUAUGCGGUCAUAGUUGACCUGUACAGGUACAAGCCUGUGUGAGGAACAAAUGGACGGCCCCAUAGUGCGUUGAGUGUAUGAGAGAGUUGCACUCUGUAAAAUGUGAUCGCACUCUGAGUCCGCGCACGGUUGGUGGUAUGAGCGGGCCGCACCCGUUAGAAGUCAAACAGAGUCUACCUCUGUGUCCGGUUCCUUCUAUGAGAAGGAGUCACUCGGAGCAUGUCCUCUAUACUCAGUUUAGUAUCGGGCCGAGGUUGAGGGAAGGCCACGCCCUCUUAUAAUGAAUCAGUGUCCGAUUAGGUAAAUGAGAUGGGUUCGCCCUCUACUCUUGAAAAUAAAAAUAUCAGUCUCGGGCAAAGGUGAAGGAGGGCCGCACCCUCUGUAAUCCAAACCAGAGUCCAGUAGAGACUCAGGGUGACCAAACGUGGGGUUACACCCUUAUUUAAUAUAAGCAAAGUAUACAACCUCGGGCCUUGUCCGACCUUAAUAAGAGAAAGGGGUGAUGAGAAAAGUAAGUUUCGGAGCUGAAGAUGGUAACUAUCAACGGACCGUCCGGAUCCGGUAGUCUGAGGAAAGCUGAAGACGUUCUCCGCAAUCCACGAGCGCCCGGGAGGUCAAGUCAGGCCUCUCGACGACCCGAGCGAUAGGACAAUAGAAGGCACGAAAACAAAGAAAUGACCAAUGAAGUAGAAAAUGGAAAAUACGUACCUCGGAAAGCAGGUCGGAUAGCAGACUGGAAAAAACGAAUCCAGUGAAUCCAGUUGAAAAGGUCAGGAGCUAAACAUGACAUAGAAAAACACUACCAAUACCUAAUAUGGCGUCUGAGCACUGUUCCCUGCUUGGGUGAAAUUCCCCUUGGAGACGUGACGUCGUUGGGUAUAACCCGUAGUUGCGUGCCCAGGAAUCCUCAUAAAAACUUUGCCCUUCAGGGCAUGAGGUGUAGGGCCUUCACCCCUCCAAUCACAGUUAGAUGUCCAUAUCCUGGUGUCCUCUUGGAUAAUAUGGCAGCAGUGCCUGUCCGGACACCCACCUAGAGAGUACUGAGCUUACCUCAGUGAUAUUCCCCCAGGUUUGUGGUCCAAAGGGGGGUUCGGGCACAGGUAGAGCAGGUCAACGAUGGGCCCAGUUAGAGCAGGCCAGACAGAAGGGCACAGAUGUAGUUGGUCAAUCAAAUGGGCACAGACAUAGCAGGCCAAUCACUGGGGCACAGACAUAGAAGGCCAAUCAAUGGGGCACAGACAUAGCAGGCCAAUCCUGGGUUUCAUAUUAAAUGGGUAAUGGGGACCUCUGAGUUUGGCAGAGUCCCCUAAAUAUCUGUAAAUCCUCCGGGUAUCCUGUGACCUAGGACCCUUAGAUACUAAUCUUAGAUAGCGUACUACUGUGUGAAUAAACCGUAACCGGGACUGGCGGUCCCUAAGUGCCCAGCAGGCAACAGAGAGGUAAAACCAGUUGUAUUGGGUUUAAGCUGGAUUUGUUCCAGUGAUAUAGUGUCCAUAAAAUCAAGCUCUGCUGAGCAAUACCUUCUUUAAAGUGCAAAUUGUAAUGCACAUGUACAUACAGAUCCUUGUGAGAUAUCAUCAUCAUCCUCAUCGUACCGCCUUAAGGGUAUUGUACUCAUGGUCUCUUCAGGAGUAGGGCAAAAACAAUUGCCAACUCAAUGAAUCUUCCCAAGAAGCCUGAUAAGAUAGAAUAGUAUCGGCAUAGACAGGACUGACAUCUACCGUCAGUGAAACUCACAGCAAUACGUGAUAUCUAUAGCACUAAGACUCACAGCAAGCCAUGCUAUAUACACUGGCAUAGAACUCACAGAAAUCUGUGAUAUAUACAUAUAUACAUAGUCAUAGAACCCACAGUAAUCUGUGAUAUAUAUAUACACUGGCCUAGAACUCACAGGAAUCUGAGAUAUAUACACUGUCCUAUAACUCACAGGAAUCUGUGAUAUAUGUAUACACUGUCCUAUAACACAGAAUCUGUGAUAUAAGUAUAUACUGCCAAAGGACUCACAGAAAUCCGCGAUAUAUAUAUAUAUAUAUACACAUGGAAACUCACAGUAAUCCGAGAAAUCUGUGAUAUAUCUAGGUGGAAACUCACCGUAGUCUGUGACAUAUCUACAUGGAAAUUCACAGUAAUAUGUGAUAUAUAGACAUGGACACUCACAGUAAUUUGUGGAAUAUAUACUCAUGGAAACUCACAGUAGUCUGUGAUAUAUAGACCUGGAAAUUCACAGCAAUCUGUGAUAUAUCUACAUAUGGAAACUCACAGUAAUCUGUGAUAUAUCUACCUGAAACUCACAGAAAUCUGUGACAUAUACACAUGGAAAGCUAACAGAAAUCUGUAUAAAUAAACACAUGAAAAACUACCAGUAAUCUGUGUAAAUAAACACAUGGCAAACUACCAGUAAUCUGUAUAAAUAAACACAUGGAAAACUACCAGUAAUCUGUGUAAAUAAACACCUGGAAGACUACCAGUAAUCUGUGUAAAUAAACACAUGGAAAACUACCAGUAAUCUGUAUAAAUAAACACCUGGAAGACUACCAGUAAUCUGUGUAAAUAAACACAUGGAAAACUACCAGUAAUCUGUGUAAAUAAACACAUGGAAAACUACCAGUAAUCUGUGUAAAUAAACACAUGGCAAACUACCAGUAAUCUGUGUGAAGAAUCCCCCUCCAUGCAUUCGGUACUUUCCCUCCCUGCUACUUUACUCAUGGAUUUAUUACUGUGACGAAGUGCCCUUCGCCACUUGUGCCUGGAGAGGACUGCUUGCCCGCCUCUUGCCCUGUGACUAUGGACCCUGGGAGAUUUGGCCCGUUACAUAGUUACAUAGUUACAUAGCUGAAAAGAGACUUGCGUCCAUCAAGUUCAGUCUUCCUCACAUUUGUUUUUUGCUGUUGAUCCAAAAGAAGGCAAAAAAACCCAGUUUGAAGCACAAUUUUGCAACAAGCUAGGAAAAAAAUUCCUUCUUGACCCCAGAAUGGCAGUCAGAUUUAUCCUUGGAUCAAGCAGUUAUUACCCUACAUUGAAAGAUUAUAUCCUUGAAUAUUCUGUUCUUGCAAGUAUGCAUCUAGUAGCCGUUUGAACAUCUGUAUGGACUCUGAUAAAACCACUUCUUCAGGCAGAGAAUUCCACAUCCUGAUUGUUCUUACAGUAAAAAAACCUUUCCUUUGCCUUAGAGAAAUCUUCUUUCUUCCAGUCUAAACGCAUGGCCUCGUGUCCUAUGUAAAGUCCGGUUUGUGAAUAGAUUUCCACACAAUGGUUUGUAUUGGCCCCGAAUAUAUUUGUAUAAUGUUAUCAUAUCCCCUCUCAGGCGACGUUUUUCUAAACUAAAUAGGUUUAAAUUUGUUAACCUUUCUUCAUAGCCGAUAUGUUCCAUUCCUUUUAUUAAUUUUGUAGCCCGCCUCUGCACUUUUUCUAGUGCCAUAAUAUCCUUCUUUAGAACAGGUGCCCAAAAUUGCACAGCAUAUUCAAUAUGGGGUCUUACCAGUGAUUUAUAAAGAGGCAAAAUUAUAUUCUUGUCCCGAGAAUGAAUGCCCUUUUUCAUGCAUGACAAUACCUUACUGGCCUUGGCCACUGCUGAUUGACAUUGCACAUUGUUGCAUAGUUUGUUGUCUAUAACAAUUCCCAAGUCCUUUUCAUGUGUUGUUAUCCCUAAUUCGCUUCCAUUAAGGGUAUAUGUUGCUUGUGUAUUCUUUACGCCGAAGUGCAUAACUUUGCAUUUUUCAACAUUAAAUUUCAUCUGCCAUUUGAGUGCCCAGUCUCCCAGUCUAUCUAAAUCCCUCUGCAGCAAAGUAAUAUCUUGCUCACAUUGUAUUGUUUUACAAAGUUUUGUGUCAUCUGCAAACACUGAAACAUGACUUUCAAUGCGUCUUCAAGAUCAUUUAUAAACAUGUUAAAUAGAAGGGGUCCCAGAACAGACCCCUGAGGGACACCACUUGCCACCUCUGUCCAGCUUGAAAAUUUACCAUUAAUGACAACUCUUUGUACUCUGUUUUAAGCCAAUGUUCUACCCAAGAACAAGCAUUUUCAUCUAGACCGAUUUCCUUGAGUUUGAACACUAAUCUAUUGUGUGGAACUGUAUCAAAUGCCUUGGCAAAAUCCAAAAGAUCACAUCCACGGCAACACCCUGAUCUAUACUUCUACUUACUUCUUCGUAGAACGCAAUCAAGUUAGUUUGACAUGACCUGUGCUUCAUAAAACCAUGCUGAUUUUUGCUGAUAACCAUGUUCUUCUCAAGGAAUUCUUGAAUAUUAUCCCUUAAUAAACUUUCAAAUAUUUUACCAGCCACAGAAGUUAAGCUCACAGGUCUAUAAUUUCCAGGCAAGGAUUUUGAACCCUUUUUGAAUAUAGGAACCACAUCUGCCUUCCUCCAAUCCUCCGGAACACUUCCUGAAAGAAAAGAAUCUUGAAAGAUUAAAAACAGAGGUUCACUUAUUUCUGCACUUAGUUCCUUAAGUACACGUGGAUGGAUACCGUCAGGCCCUGGAGCUUUGUUUAUAUUAACUUUCUUUAGUUGCUGCAGCACCUUGUCUUGAGUUAACCAAUUACAAUUAUUCUGCAAGUUUUUAGUAGCAAUCAUUUGCACAUCUAUUGCCAUGGGUUCUUCCUUAAUAUAUACGGAGGAGAAAAAGUUAUUUAAAAUUCCUGCCUUUUCCUGGUCUUCAUUAAUUAACACCCCCGUUUCAGUUUUUAGUGUACCUACACUUUCAUUUUGUUUUUUUUUUAGAAUUUAUGUACUUAAAAAAUGCUUUGGGGUUGGUUUUGCUCUCUUCAGCUAUCAUUAUUUCAUUUUGAAGUUUAGCAAGUCUAAUUGCCUUUUUGCACGCAUUAUUUGCAUCCUUAUAUCUUUUAUAAGAUGCAUCUGAUUUGUCCGAUUUAAAUGCUUUAAAUGCCCUUCUCUUAGUUGUAAUCUCUUGUUUUACUUCUCUACUAAGCCAUGUUGGUUUUAAUUUGUUUCUUUUAUAUUUAUUUCCCAAUGGUACAUACUGAGAAAUGUACCUUUGUAAUAUUUGUUGGAAGAUGAUCCAUUUAUCCUCAGUGUUCUUUUCACUAAAGAGUUUAUGCCAGUCAAUAUAUUGUAAAGCUUCCCUUAACUUAUUGAAAUUGGCCUUUUUAAAAUUAUAUGUUUUAGUAUUCCCCAUGUGCUUUUGUUUUUUUGAGUUUAUUUCAAAGGACACUAUAUUGUGAUCACUAUUUCCCAAGUGCUCACCUACUUGAAUGUUGGUCAAAAGAUCAACGUUGUUUGUUAAAACCAGGUCCAGACAAGCAUCCAUUCUAGUUGGUGCUUGUACAAGUUGUGACAUGAAGGUGUCAUUUAACAAGUUUAAAAACCUAAUUCCCUUUGCUGAGGCACUAGUCCCUCUGUCCCAAUUUAUAUCCGGGUAAUUAAAAUCUCCAAUAAUUAAAGUGUUACCCAGAUUUGCAGCUUUCUCAAUUUGCUCAAACAGCUGUUGUUCCUCGUCAAUAUUAACAUUAGGUGGUUUAUAACAUAUCCCAACCAAUAGUUGGUUUCCCUUCUUUUCCCCCAAGCAGAUAUUUACCCAUAAAGCUUCCACAUUAUCCUCCUCGCAUUCCAUUUGCUUAACAUUUGGCUUUAAAUCAUGUUUGACAUACAAACAUACCCCACCACCCUUCUUGUUUUUCCUAUCCUUCCUAAAUAACAUGUACCCAUUUAAGUUAGCUGCCCAGUCAUGUGUCUCAUCCCACCAUGUUUCAGUUAUGCCUAUUAUAUCAUAUUGUUUAGUGUAUGCUAAUGCCUCUAGUUCCCCCAUUUUGUUAUUUAGGCUCCUUGCAUUAGUAAGCAUACAUUUAAUAUUAUGCGCCACUUGUAUAUUUUGUGAAUUUUCAACAUUACACAGCUUCUCUGUUCUGAGCUUGGCCCUCCCCCCGUUUCCACCCCCCUUAUACUGUGCUAAAGCCCAGCUCCUUUCUGUCCUAUCUCCAUUUUGUAGAUUGCUAUGACCCUCCCCCCCUACUACUAGUUUAAAAUCUCCUCCAACCUUCUAGCCAUCCUAUCCCCCAGCACUGCAGACCCUCUCCCGUUUAGGUGCAAUCCAUCACCACUAUAAAGGUUGUACCCAAUCGCAAAGUCGGCCCAGUGCUCUAAAAACCCAAAACCCUCCUUCCUGCACCAAGACUUAAGCCACGCAUUGACCUCUCUAAUCUCCCGCUGCCUUUCCACUGUAGCGCGUGGCACAGGUAAUAUCUCAGAGAAUACCACCUUGGAGGUCCUUUUCUUAAGUUUGCUACCUAAUUCCCUGAAAUCAUUCUUUAGGACCUUCCAUCUUCCUCUUACUUUGUCAUUGGUACCAACAUGGACCAUGACCGCUGGGUCAUCCCCAGCCCCUCCCAAUAAUCCAUCCACUCUGUCAGCAACAUGCCGGACCCGAGCACCCGGGAGACAGCAAACUGUCCGGUUGAGCCGAUCAGAGCGGCAGAUUGCCCUAUCUGCUCUCCUAAUGAUAGAGUCCCCUACCACCACAACCUGUCUUGCCUUCCUUACAUUUUGAUCCCCACCCGUACUAGGGGGGCUGUUAGCUCGGCUGUUAGAAGUAACAGCUUCCUCUAAUACAGCUACUCCUGAGCUGAUGCUCCCAACAUCUUCCCUCAAACGGGCAAAUCUGCUAGGUUGCACCAAAUCAGGACUAGCUAGCCCUUUCCUCUUCCCUCCCCCCCUGCUUCCUCGCCCCACUGUCACCCAGCUACAUGCCUGUUCCCCAUCUGUCUUAUCUCCUCCCUCUCCACUACCUGUCCCCACUAAACUCUGCUCAGUGAGCAGUAGACUCCUCUCAAGAUUAUCAAUCUCCCUCAAUGUUGCGAUUUGCUUCUCAAGAUCUCCAAUCUGAGCUUCCAGAGAAGCCACUCGCACACAACCAUCACAGAGGUAUGGACCCUGGAUGGGUACAUCCAGGCAUCCAUACAUGCAACAAGAUGUGCAUUGAGUUAAACCAGCAAUCUUGCUAACACUCAUUUCCCCUUUAAACUGUAAAUAAAAACAGUUACCUUGAUAGUUUAAACCCCUAGUUAGUUUCAACUCCUGGUUUUCUAACUCCUACUUGAAAGAGUCUACUUAAUAGAGGCUGCUUUCAAAUAAUGUGAGCAAGCUCAAUUCAAUUCAGUAUGAUAGGAGUUAUGUAUUUUUGUAUCCUUUUGUGUUGUACUGGGAACAUGUGCUCAAUGGAGUCUGCCUCUAUCCCUGGAUAAUUGGAUUAUUUUCCCCAUUGUCUCCAGGAUAGAGGGCUCUGUAAAACCAGUUUGGGCCAGAUAGCCAUGCUGCCAGCCAGGCUCCAAAAGAUACUUUACUAGCUUCUGAACCCCUGGUCUGAUUCAUGCCAUUUUUUGAUAUGUUGUUUCCCUGAAUGGAUUGAUUGUGAAUAUGAUGUAUAUUUUAGAAGUUAUGAAUAUGCUGUAAAAACGGUAUUUUUCCUACCUGUGAUAAUUAAAUCUUCUAUUGUAUAAGAUAAUUGAAUCACAGGCAGAGGGGAGGAUUUUGUGUGGGCUGUAACCUCUGUUUUAUUGGCUACUGUAGAUAACGUGUGUGUCCCUCCCCUGCAUGGGAGCAGGGCAUAAAAGAAACUGUAACUUGAAUACCUGUUAUUGUUACUUCCAGUAAAGUCUUGUUCCAGCAUUAAGCCUUGGCUCAUGUUUGGGGGAUUGGAAAACUACACUCUGGGGAUUGCUAUAAUCCUGCUACGCUCUCUGGAUUUAGGAGAGGUUCACCCACUGGGAGUUGGAUCCUGGUCGUGGAUCCAGGGUGGGUGGAGACGGCGAGACCCCGGCGCAGCUGUAUCGCUGGAAGUGGGGUCUGCAGUGCUGAUGGUGUCGGUUGGAGUGCUUGGAGUCUUUAGCGAGCACUAGGCGCAUCGAUUGGCGGAGGUACUCAGUCGGAGUGCCAGCGUUCCGUCACAAUCUGUAUAAAUAAACACAUGGCAAACUAUCAGUAAUGUAAAGGAAACAUUCCCCAAAGAAAAGAGCCAGAAAGGCACAUAAAUCUCACAACCAAGCAUAAUUAAUAACAAUCAUAAAUAAAUCACACUAAAUCCCAAAGCCACCCACUAGAAGCAGGAGGCAGUGGUACUCUGACCUGUACUGAUGCGGAGCAGCAAAGAAAGAGGAAAUGAUGCAAUGGGAAGGGGGUUUUAUAGUACCUAACUUUUUUCUGAUUGGUUGUUUUUCUGUGCUACUGUGGAGUUCUAGUAAAGAGAGACUAAAGCAAAUACGAAGCCUCCUGUCAUGUUAUAAAAUUUAUUGCAAUCAUUAAAACUUCGUUUAAUUCUCUAAAUGCCUUCAAUCACCUCUUUACUUAGAAGCUACAGUAUUGAUAAUUUAGAAGAUUCUCCGUUUCAUUUCUAUUGUAAUUAAGGAGUUCUACAAGCUGCAGUUGAGUUCCAAUUCCAGAAACCCUUGUAGCAUAACAAAUACAACCGGAGGGACGUAGAGAUCUUAAACCGCUGGAUAAUACUGCUGAUGCUGGAAAAAUGCAGGGUAAAUGAAGAAAUGGAUCCUCUGCUAAUCAACGCAUUUCACCCGUACUUGGUGGGCUUUUUCAAGAUAGUGGAGGAUCCGUGUAUCGUAGUCUAUAUACCCUAUGGGAUUGUGAUACCUAUCAAGGUUUCUUAAAGGUACAUAUUGAAAAAGCCUGCCAAUCACCCCCUGAUGCUGAAAAAGUAAUCUUAUAAAGCCUUGCCCAGCCCUGCAAUUAGGCUCAGAGAACUCUGGUUGGUUAAAGCCAACCAAUCAGAGUGCUCUGUGUCAUUUUACACAGCGCAGGAAAAGUUCUUUGGAAUUUUCCCACGCUGUGUAAUUUGACUCAUCACACUCUGGUUGAUUGAAAGCAACCAAUCAGAGUUAGCGUGGGGGCCGGGGGGAGGACAAUAGUACCCCCCUUUUGAAGUAAUUUAGUGCCCCAAUCCGCCGCUCAGGGGUAGGGGCCGGGGGGGAGGACAAUAGGUCCCCGCCCCUUAUUCUGAUUUGGGGGGGGACAAGACAGGUUCCCCCCAUUGUCAUCCAGGGCACGGCCGGUCAGUGGUGGGGGCAAUAGGUCCCCCCUUCAGUUUAAAAGCCCCCCUCGUGCAGCACGGGUAGGGGCUCAGGAGGGGGGACACUUGGGGGGGGGGAGGAGUUUGUACGGUAUAGCGAGUAGGGGCAGAAUUUACUAAUACUAAGUAAAUUUUACUUAGUAUUAGUAAAUUUGGCUGAAAGACCUAUCUAGGUCUUUCAGCCUUUCGGUAGAUAGCUCCUGUGAUGGACCGCCUGGCACCCCGACCAGGUACCUGCGUCAAUCGAUGCUCCUAGUGUUCACCGAGGGCUCCAAGCACUCCACCAGACACCAUACGAACCGCUGCAGCUUGCUUGGGGUUUUGCCGUCCUCCACCCUCCCUGGACCCAAGACCAGGAUCCAGCUCCCAGUGGGUAGACCACUCCUACUCCAGAGAGCAUAGCAGGAACAGCUCUUAGAAGAGCUAGUGAUUAUACUCAGGGGAGUAUAGUGAUUAUAGUGCUUAUAUGAAUCCCCAGAGUGUAGUUCUCCAAUCCCCCAAACAUGAGCCAAGAUUUCAUGAAGGGGUAAAGCACCUUGUUUAAUGGGAGCCACAGCUGGUCUUUUAUGCAAGUCCCCAUGCAAGGGAACACCCACGUGGACCUUGUGAUGGACAGGAUGACAAUUGUUAUUAUUAAAAUUGUUAAAAGUCAAUAAUAAUAAUAAUGUACAGUAGGUGACACUCCCACACAUUACACACAAUCCCUCCCCUCAGCCUUGGAGAUAAUGGAGUCAAGUCCUGUAUGUAACUCAAUUAUCUCCAGGCAGAAAACCACACAAUUUUACAAAGUAUGAAAAGUACCCCAAAACACAACAUAUCCCCAUAAAUAUCCCCUGAUAGCCCUGAUCUGGGUGAAAAACAUAUCCAAAAAUCACCCAGAUCAGAGCAGGAGAUCAGGAAAUUCCAGGAAGUCUCUUUUUGACCGACUGCACACAUUGUUUCAUGCCCAAAACAAUAGUUCCAGAGAAUUAUGCUGUGCGGCCAGUCUAUUUCAAACUGUCGAAGUACCGUUCAAAUUACCGAAUGGAAUGUUGGAUGAGCAUAGUCAAUGUGUGUCCCUCGUUCGUGGGCUUCAACUCACUGAACGCCGUUCGACUCCCAUUGGAAUAGUCGAAGUUCCCUGGAAGGUAGAUGUUCAGCGGUAUUCGUACCGUUGUGUUUCCGAUUUGAUUUCCCUGAACUCAACGAGAAAACACCGCUGAACACGUUCGACCAAAUAAGAUGGCUGUAGUCGAAGUGCCACUUCGAAAGUUAAAAUCUGUUCCAGUAGUAGUCCAAGAGGCAGAAACAGUAUCUUUAACCUCCAGAUCACCACAGGGCCAUAGUCACAGGGUAGGUGGCUGGCAAACAGGCCCCUCCAAAAACCAGUGGCAAGAUCACUUUCGCCACAGCUCCCAAAUACCAUGAGAAUUAGGGAGAUAUCUACUUACUCAUUUCCAUCCAUUGACUGGCUAAGUAACUUACAUUUUACAUGAACGUGUUACUUGAUUGUUGAAAGUGUUGCAAAUGCUUACCGCUGAAUCCUGGAUAUGUGUGUAUACUUUUUAUUUAAAACUAGUAUACAGUGUAACAUUCUUGAUUCUUCCACUGGGUAUAUUAGUACUUCUGCAAUUCUGUGCCUCGGCAAUUCGGCUAUUCAGCAAAUCUGAAAUUCGCCACUUCGAUUCAGCACUUCUGAAAUUCGGCAAUUCAGAAGUAUCUGAAUGUCCGAAUUGACAUUCGGAACGAAACGAAUUGCACAUGUCUAAUAUACAACACAUCUUAACUAACGGCAUGGACACAAUUAAUGUCUUAGAACAUAUAUACUUUUAUAAACAUGCACCUUUACAGAGUACCCCGCUCCGCUUGCCAAGGGGUGCAACGAUAACAAUCGCCUUCCCACAAGGCGCUGCUGACUUGCUUUGCAUCUGAAUGCUGAGUCACAGAGAGCUUUUUCCUGCCAGAAGGAGGGGUCUGAUGAUCAAACAUUCCCCAGGGAAACAAGAGGAAGGCAGAAAGGUUCUGCCUGAAGCAGUCAGUGUGGAUCAAAAUUUUAAAGUUGUAAGCGGACACUUACAAAUGUAGUGCAUGCACUACACACACUACAUCCUUACACAGAGUGUGUGUUUGUGCAAGGAUGUUAUGUGGUUUAGUGACUGCAGAAUGUGUAUGUGUGUGUGUGUGUAAGGAUGUAGUGUGUGUUUAGUUAAUGCAGAGUAGGUGUGUAAGGCAGUGAUGUAUCCUGGUUUUGUGCUGCCCUUUUUUUAUUCAAUUCGCCAAGCCUCCUUACCUUUGGGAAUGCUGGGGUGGAAUCUCGUUUCACUGGGGUCCAGUGGGGCUGCUGGGCGGCCGGCCGGUGACUGCAGGUGGCGAGGGAGCACUGAUCCUCCUGUUCAGCUCCCUCGCGCACCGUAAUUUGAGGUCAUAUUCCAGCAUCACUAUGCGGCGCGCGAGGGAGCUGAGCAGAGAGCUCACUAAUCAGUGCUCCCUCACCAGCGCCGCCCGCCUGGAUUGUCAGCUAGCCACCAGGCUUACAAGACAUUUUCCUGGGCAUUUGGGGGCCCCCUGGAAAGUGCUGCCCAAGGCAAAUGCCUUGUUUGCCUUACGGCUAAUACGUCCCUGGUGUAAGGAUGUAGUCUGUGUGCGCAUUUUUUUCCCAUUAAUUGUUAUACAUUUUAUUUUAUCCCCCCCCCCCAUCUAGUCUGCCCAAUUUUCUAAAUACUUUCAUUAGUCCUUGGCCUUAUCAUAUAGCUAGGAUAGCCUUAUGCCAAGCUCCUUCACUGUGUUAACCUCUACCACUUCACCACUUCAGCUGGAAGGCUGUUCCAUGCAUCUACUACUCUCUCAGUAAAGUAAUACUUCCUGAUAUUUUUAAACCUUAGCUCUGCUAAUUUAAGACUAGACAAGUGCAAUUAAUUUAAUUCAGAAUGCAAAUUCGGACGAAUUUCGUACGCUUCUGAAUGUCCGAAGUGCCGAAUCGAACCGAAUUUCUGAAGUGCUUUGGAUUUCUGAAAAGUGGCAAAACAGGAGAGGGCUUGGGGUAGGGUUAGGGUAACCCUAACUCUAUUCCUUUUUUUUUUUUUUCAAUUCUUUUUAUUUCAAAUUUUUCAACAUAUUGUACAAAAAGUAUUAAACAUACAUUGAGAUUCAUACACAUUACUACAAGGACAGAAAAAAAAAAAAAAACACAAUAAAUACCCAUCCCCUCACGAGAGUUCUACUGACUUCCAACUUCUCUAUCUCUUUUCACAUGAUAUUAAAGUUACAAUUGUAAUAAUUUUUUUUUCCCAGUUUUCCCAUAGGCUCAAAUUAUCAUCCAGAAACCUGCAUUGAUCCUUUUCCAUUUUAAGUUGGUAAAUCAGCUGAAUUGUUAUUGAUUUUAUAUUAAAAGGGAUAUCUCCCUUCCAAUUCCUUGCUAUUAUUAUUUUGCAGGCCAUUAAACAGUGAAUAAUUAAAAAUUGAUUUAUUUUAUUUAAUCUUGGCCAUUUAUAAUGUAACAACAUCAUUUCUGGUUUUAAAGACAUUUUAACACCGCAUAGCCUAUGGAUGACAAGCUGAGCCCACUGCCAUACAACAAUCACUUGUUUACAAGACCACCACAUAUGAACAUAAUUUCCUUUUUCCUCUUUACAUUUCCAACACUUUGUGUCUCUAGAAACAUCAAAUUUCGCUAUUUUCGUUGGCGUCAUAUACCAUUGGUUAACAAGCUUAAAGUGAGUUUCUAUCAACACAAAGGAGUGGACAUAUUUAUUAAUUUUUUGUAGGAUAGAUAUCCAUUCAGAUAGUUCUAUGUUUAGUUUUAGUUCACUAUUCCAUUUUUUAAUAGCAUUAGGCAGAUCAGAAUCAUCCAAUAAAUCUAACAUCCUAACACAUCUAGAGAAUAACUGCUUUGUCUUAUUCUGGUAUAAUAUUGAUUUUAAUAUAUCAUACAUCUUACCCUCUUUUACUAACUCAACUUUCUCCAAAUAAUGUUUCACUCUAAAAUAAGUAUAUACAUCUUUAACAGAGAUCUUAAACUCCUCUACCAGCAUUUUAUAAGUUUUAAUUUUAUUCUCUUUAAUCAGAUCUUUUAUACUAUGUAUUCCUUUUUCUUUCCAUAGUUUUAAGGAGAUACUCUCCAUGUUUAAUUCUAAUAUUUCUACUUUUUGAAAAUCGAAUAUUUUAUUUUCCAAGUCAAUUUUUUUCCUUAUUUUUUGCCAUAUUGGAGUAAUCUGUCCUAAAAUGUACGAUCUGGAUAAGUUGUAUUUUAUUGAACUCCAAAAUAAGUCUAAGGUAUCACUGUGUUGGCUAGAUUCUGAUUCUGACUGCCACCAGACUUCCUCUUUAUUUUGUUUUAUUUGACUAACCAUUACAUGCAUAAUAAUUCCUGCUUCAUAAUAUUUUCUUAUGUUUGGAUAUCCUAGGCCUCCCUUCUUCAUUCCUCUUGCUAAUGUUCCAAUUUUAAUUCUGGGUUUUUUCCCUUGCCAUACAAAAUUAGAGAAGGCCUUAUUGAUCAUUGUCAACCAUGCAUUCGGGAUUUCUAAUGGAAGCAUUCUGAACAUAUAAAUGCAUUUUGGCAAGACAUAUGAUUUUAGAAUAUUUAUUCUUCCUCCCCAAGAUACUUCUAAUUUUCUCCAUUCUUUCAGAUUCUUAUUAGUUUCUUUUAGAAGAUCCAUAAAAUUAAUUCGCAUGGUAUUAUCUACCUUUCUACAAAUUUUAAUUCCUAAAUAUAAAAACACUUUAGCUUUAGUAAAGCCAUAUGUUUCUUGAUAGGAAUCUAUUUCUUGCUUUGAUAUAUUGAUAUAUAUAGCACUUGAUUUUGUUUUAUUUAAUUUAUAGUUUGAUACUACACUAUAUGUAUCAAUUUCUGACAUUGCAUUUAAUAAUGAUGUAGAAUUACUCAAAAAUAGAAUAGUAUCGUCAGCAUAUAGAGAUAUUUUCAAUUCUUUCUGUUUUGCUUUAAAUCCCUUAAUAUUUUCAUUAUUUCUAAUUCUGUUAGCUAAAACCUCUAAUGUUAAUAUAAACAAUAAGGGAGACAAAGGGCAGCCUUGUCUGGUCCCAUUACUCAAUUUAAACCAGUCGGAGCAAAUGCCCGGACCGAUUGUUCUCGCCGUUGGAUCUAUGUAUAGAGCCAAAAUUGCAUUAAGCAACCAUCCCUGUAUACCCACUUCUUCUAGGGUAAGCUUCAUAAAGUCCCAGCUGACCCUGUCAAAGGCUUUUUCAGCGUCUAAAGACAGGAUCAGCAUGGGAUUUUCUUUCUUUUGUGAUAUAUCUAAUACGUCAAUCAAGCGUCUAAUAUUAUUACUUGACAUUCUGUCUGGAACGAAACCUGUUUGAUCAGGAUGGAUUAACUGUUUUAUAACUUCUUUUAAUCUACUGGCUAUGAUAGAAGAAAAUAUCUUGAUAUCUACAUUUAUUAAUGAUAUUGGGCGAUAGCUUUGUACUUUAGUUGGAUCUUUCCCUGGUUUCAAAAUAGGUAAAAUAUUUGCUUUAAGCCUUUCAUCUGGGAAUCUGCCCUUUUUAACAGCAGAAUUAAAAGUAUUUUUUAAAUGUAUUGUCAGAUGAGAUUUCAUUGUCUUAUAGAAUUUAUUUCCAAAUCCAUCCGGACCUGGCGUUUUAUAGGUUUCUAAUCUGUCUAUCAUGAUAUUGAUCUCUUCUUCCGUAAUCUCUUUGUUUAGUUUAUUUACCUGUGACUCUGUUAUUUUAUUCAAUUUUGCUGAUCUAAUAUAUUUUUUUAUUAUUUCUGAAGGAGUGAUAACUGAAAGACUAUAUAGAUUGGCAUAGUACUCAUUGAAUGCUUUCCCUAUCUGUUCUGGUAGAAGGGAGAUGUUGUUGUUAAAGAUUAUUUUAUCGACCUUAUUGGUCGUAUUUCUUUUUUUCAACCUAUUAGACAUUAUUUUAUCAGCUCUGUUAGAUUUAUGGUAAUAUUUAACUUUAAGUUUAUGCAUAUUUAUUUUAAUUUUUUCAUAAGUUUUUUCCUGAAUCUCGGAUUUAAUUUUCUCUAUUUUUAACUGAGUAUCCUUAGUUGGAUUUUCGUUAUUUUUUUUAUUUAGUUUAUAUAAUUCAAUAUAGAGAUCUUGUAUAUUUGCACCUUUUUUUUUUUCUUUAAUUUAUUAAGCAUUAUGCAAUAUCCCCUUAUUACUGCUUUAUAUGAGCACCAUAGAAUGUCAUUCUCCACAAGUCCAUUAUUAUUUUCCUCAAAAUAACAAAUGGUCAUUUUAUCUAUAUAGUCUUUAUAUUCCUUAUUUGAUAAUAAUGAAUCAUCUAACCUCCAGGUUAUAGUUUCAUUACUCUUUGAUUUAUUACUGUUUAGUUCCAGACACACGCUAUUAUGAUCUGACCAUACUACUGGUUUAAUUUCUAUUUUAUAUGUUCUGUCUAUUAGUUUUAAAUCUCCAAAUAUAAGAUCUAUCCGCGAGUAUGAAUCAUGGGGCCAGGAGUAAAACGUAAAUUCUUUCGCUGCAGGAUUAUUAAGUCUCCAUAUGUCAAAUAGGCCUUCUCUUUUCAUCAAAUUAUUAAAAGUCCUUGCAUUUUUUAAAACUUGUUUGUCCCAAAUCAGAUGUUUUUCAGAGAACUUAUCUAAUAGGGGAUCUUGUAUACUAUUAAAGUCCCCUGCAUAUAUCUUUAUUCCUACACCUACUUUCUCAACCUUAUUAAUUACUUUUCUCAAUAGACAUAAGGGGUUUUUAUUAGGCAGAUAAAUAUUAAUUAAAGUGAAGAGUUCCUCAUUAAUUGUGGCUAUUAAAAUAAUAAAUCUUCCCUCCAAAUCUGUUUCCAUAAAUUUUAUAUUUAUUUUUAGAUCUUUUGCAAAAAAUAUUGCAACUCCUCCCUUUUUCCCCUCCUCUCUAGAGGAGCAGAAUUUUAAAGGAUAAAAACUGCUGGUCCAUCUCUUUUCAUCCUGUUUACGCCAAUGUGUCUCUUGGACCAUAGCAAUUUGAACAUGUUCCUUUUUUAAAUAUUCUUGAAAAGCUUGUCUUUUUUGCGGAAUAUUUAGGCCUUGAAUAUUUAACGUUAUUAUUUUAACCAUUGUCAUAUAUUAUUUUCUUGUUUGGAUAGUCUAGUGAACUCUCUAAAACAAAAAAACCCCCAAAAAAUAAACAAUUCACACUACAAUACAUACACGAAACACCUUCAAGUAUACUAAGUACUUGUAGUCUGUUUCCUAUCAUUCCAUAGACCCUAAAAAGAGUCAAAAAACAUUUUUCUUGGUGGGUUUUAAUACCCACUUUUAACCGUUUUACAGGUUACGGCGAGGAAGACUAUUUCUCGUUUUGGAGGAGCCAAAUAUAUAUUAUCUUUAACGUUCCCUACUUCCUCUUUCUUCUGCUCUAUGAAGAGUUAUACUACCACCCUUCUCUUCUCUUCCUCCUCUAAAGCGAGGAGAAAAAAGGAGGGGGAGACGAAGAGGAGAGAAAAAAAAAAAAGUAAAAAUUUUUGUCUGUAUCACAUUCUUUGAUCCCUUUAUUUCAUUUAUUUUACUACUCUUAUCCAUUUAUAUAUAUCAUGAUAGCAAAGCGAAGGAGAGAGAGAGAAAGAAAAAAAAACAAAAAAAAAAAACACACACUUUACUUAUUAAGUGCCCCUCUUUCCCUUUAUUCUUUUUUUCCAUUGUUAUAUACGUGUUCCUAUAAUUUGUUCUCAGAACAAUUAUUAAUUAUCAAUCCUCCUUCAUUCUAUUUCUUUCUAUUACCCAUUUUUUCCCCUUUUUCUUUUCUUACUUCUUCCUUUCUUCUAUAUUCUAUACAAUAUUUGUGUUUAUUAUUUAUAAUAAAAAACUUUCCCUUUUUCAUUCCCUCGUCUUGUGCCCACUUUAACUAUUUUGAUUUGUAUUCACCUUUUAUAUUUAUAAAGUGAAACCUUACAUUUCCUAUUAUCCCCUAUUAUUAUCAAAAAAAUGUGUAUGUGUGUGUGUGUGUGUAAGGAUGUAGUGUGUGUUUAGUUAAUGCAGAGUAGGUGUGUAAGGCAGUGAUGUAUCCUGGUUUUGUGCUGCCCUUUUUUUAUUCAAUUCGCCAAGCCUCCUUACCUUUGGGAAUGCUGGGGUGGAAUCUCGUUUCACUGGGGUCCAGUGGGGCUGCUGGGCGGCCGGCCGGUGACUGCAGGUGGCGAGGGAGCACUGAUCCUCCUGUUCAGCUCCCUCGCGCACCGUAAUUUGAGGUCAUAUUCCAGCAUCACUAUGCGGCGCGCGAGGGAGCUGAGCAGAGAGCUCACUAAUCAGUGCUCCCUUACCAGCGCCGCCCGCCUGGAUUGUCAGCUAGCCACCAGGCUUACAAGACAUUUUCCUGGGCAUUUGGGGGCCCCCUGGAAAGUGCUGCCCAAGGCAAAUGCCUUGUUUGCCUUACGGCUAAUACGUCCCUGGUGUAAGGAUGUAGUCUGUGUGCGCAUUUUUUUCCCAUUAAUUGUUAUACAUUUUAUUUUAUCCCCCCCCCCCAUCUAGUCUGCCCAAUUUUCUAAAUACUUUCAUUAGUCCUUGGCCUUAUCAUAUAGCUAGGAUAGCCUUAUGCCAAGCUCCUUCACUGUGUUAACCUCUACCACUUCACCACUUCAGCUGGAAGGCUGUUCCAUGCAUCUACUACUCUCUCAGUAAAGUAAUACUUCCUGAUAUUUUUAAACCUUAGCUCUGCUAAUUUAAGACUAGACAAGUGCAAUUAAUUUAAUUCAGAAUGCAAAUUCGGACGAAUUUCGUACGCUUCUGAAUGUCCGAAGUGCCGAAUCGAACCGAAUUUCUGAAGUGCUUUGGAUUUCUGAAAAGUGGCAAAACAGGAGAGGGCUUGGGGUAGGGUUAGGGUAACCCUAACUCUAUUCCUAACCCUAACCCUACCAUAACCCUAACCCUACCUUUACCCUAACCCUACACUGUCCUAAAGUUCCAAAGUGCCAAAGUCCCGAAUUUCGGAAUGCCGAACCGAACAUUUUUCCCAUGCACAUCCCUUUUUAAGUCUAUGACCUCUUGUUGUGGUAGUUUUUCUUCUUUUAAAUAUAUAGUUUCCUUUUUUACGUUGUUGAUUCCCUUUAUGUAUUUAAAUGUUUCUAUCAUCUCCCCCCCGUCUCGUCUUUCCUCCAAGCUAUACAUGUUAAGAUCCUUUAACCUUUCCUUGUAAGUUUUAUCCUGCAAUCCAUGAACCAGUUUAGUAGCCCUUCUCUAACACUCUACAUCAUUUCCCAUCAUCGUACUUCAUAACCUAGAUUUCAGUCACUUAUCUUUACAAAUAUUAAUAUUGUCCUUCUUGGCCUCACUCAACAUUCAAUCAUCGCAGUUCAGUAAAUUCAAAACACAUCCCAGUAUCCUCCACAUUAUUUACAAAUUCCUUAGUUGUACUACAAUUCCUUCCACAACCUUUCACCUCUACUAAUUCUCAGUCAUCUGUAUACUCUGUACUCCUAAAACCCAUCUUCUCAUCAGGUAGACAUCCAUUAGAGAGGGAUUUAACCCUGCAUGUAAUCAUUGCAGUUUUACAUUAUAGGGUUAAAUUGACAGGAUUAUUACUCCCAGACUACUUCUGAAGUGGUCUGGGUGACUAUUGUGUUCCUUUAAUGCACAGAAGUAACUUAACAAUAAACAUAAUUUUAAAGAUUUCUGGAUAUGAAAGUUUCUGGUAGACCUUUUCCAGUCCAGAAUGAGGGCCCCACCAAACAGAAGCCUCUCAUUCUGGUCCAUGGGGCUUGAUGUUAUCCCAUAAGUGAUUCACCAGCAGGAAUUUUCAGACACACAAUUCUCAAUCAGGUAAAAAGUAAAGACUUGAAGAAAUCAUUGGAACUGCUUAACAUAUUCUUUCAUGAGUCUUCUAUGCGGAAAACAUUGAACAGGCAUAGUUUUCAUAGCAGGACACAAUGAAGAAAGCUGUUGCUUUUAAUUUUUUUUUUUUUUUAGAAAUACACCACAUUGCUGUACACCUGAAGUUUCACCUUGACACUCCAUAAUGCUACUGAGAAAAUGUUUUGUGGACUGAUGAAACUGAGCUUGUGUUUGGGGAAAACAUGCAACACUAUGUAUGGUAUAAAAAGAGCACUGUAGACCAACAUGAAAACAUCACCCGAAUGUUUAAGUAUGGUGGAGGGAGCAUAACGAUUUGGGGCUGCUUUGGUGCCUGGGCCUCUUGUCGUCAUCAAGGGAAAAAUUAAUUCCCAAGUGUAUCAAGAUACAGGAUAAUAUCAGGGUGGCUGUAUGCCAGCUGAAGCUCAGCAGAAGCUGGGUGAUGCAGAAGGACAACUAUCUAAAAAUAUUCACUACAGAACGGCUUUAAGAAAAUCCACCUUUUAUAUUGAUUUAGUCAGAUCCCAGACUAUGACCCCAUAGAGAUGCUGUGGAGUAAACUCAAGAGAGUUGUUCACACCAGAAUAAGAAUAUGGCUGAGCAGAAGCAGUUCUGUAAGGAAGAGUGAUGUCAGGAUCCUAUCCUGACAACCAAAAAAAAUUGUUUAUUUUCUGCUUCUUUUCCCCCCCCCCCCAACAAUUCCAGUUUUUCACCACUAGUGGCCUCCCUAGCCACUAGUCUAAACCAAGUUUAUCUCACCUGCUUAACAUGAUCAAUGCAACCUACUAUAAGAGGACACACCCUGCUAGACAAAUUGCCUUUACAUUGAUUGCAGUUUGUGUUUUGAUCCUGACAAGACUACUGAUCCUGGCUCUUACUGCAAAAACCUGCUUUCCCCUGGAUUUCAUUCGAUCAACCCGAUUUAUCCUUUCUACCUGCUACAUUCCCAAUUAACUUACUGUCAAUAAGCUUGGGGACACUCUGAUCUACAAUACCAGCCUGCUUAAUUCAAUACUGGAUUUUAAUUCAUUAUUGCUACCUACUGUUCUACCUAAAACUAGGCAUCGUACAUGGAUUUACAAACAUUCCUGAUAUUUGCAACUAACCUGAAAGACCUAUUACUGCAGUACAACCUCUAAACCAAAGAGGCUGAUCAACUAAACGUAUAACUUACCUGUAUUACUUCAUCCUUUUGUAUUUCUGUUUAGUUGUAAUUUGCUUACCUGAACCUAUAAUUUCACUUAUAGGUUUUCCUUCUCUUGUUUUACCUAUAUUUCUCUUAUAGGUUUCCUUGUUAACUAAUUUUCUGUCUGGGGCAUAUUGCCUAACUCUUGAUUUCUGUUUUCUCUCCAUAUACUCACCUAGAAUUUCACUUUUAGGUACUCCUUAUUGCUUCUGUUUAUAAUUUCAUUUAUAGGUUUAACGGUUACUUUAUAUCUUGUCUGGGGCUUAUUGUAUAAACCCUUUUAAUAGCCCUCUUCAUACUUACCUGUAAUUUUUCUCCCUCUGUCCUAUAAUUUCAUUUAUGGGCUUUAUUUGCCAACUGACCUGUAUUAGGCUUCAUUUACUAUUCUCCUUUUUGCUUUCACUUCCCUUUUAGUCCGGCUACGCUUAUUGUUUCAAGUAAAACAUGUCUAAGAAUCUGAAUAAAGAACCCAAAGUUAACCCCAGUUUAAGUCUCAUAUCUGACCUGAUCAGAACCAUGACAAGUGGUCAAAUCCCUCCUGAAUGUUGUGUAGGCCUAAUCCGUAGCUACCAGAAACUCUUGGUUGAGUUUUUUAUUGUAAUAGAAGAGCAAGCUAGCUAUAUAAUCUAGAGACAAAAGAAAUGCCCUGAAUUAACCUAAAUUUGAACAUAUAAGAUGUAAAUCCAUAAAGAAAUAAAUUAAUCUAAAACUUAACAUUUAUUAAAGUUAUCAAAAAGUGCAUGUGAGAAACUAAAUAUUAUAUAUAUAUAUAUAUAUAUAUAUAUAUAUAUACACACACACACACACUAAAUUAAAAAAAAAGUGGAAGAGAACAAAACCAAAGUAUAUACAGAGAGAACUAAUAUAUUAUUUUGUGUUCUGGUAGGAUAUAUCUAUGUGGACAAUUAUAUCUGGCUUGAUUCAUCCACAUCAGGCACCUAAAAGACCGUACGGAUGUUCUGCAUUAGUCUUGUAAGCUACAGAAUAGCUAAAAUUUGUAACAAAGUAAGACAUUCGCAUCACCAAGUGGUGUUUUAAAUAUACUGUAGUGAGUGAAAUUGUAGCAAGAUACCGGCUUCGAGCACACAGAUAAUAUCCUUAGAGGGCACCUAAUCUUAUCAUGAUUCUGUCUAACAAACUCCUGACAGCUACAGAAAUUAUUAUGGAGAUGGCUAAGCACGCCUUCAAGUUUGAAAAUAUUAAUCAAAAGGUAUAAAUAGAUCCGGAUCCUAAUUUUACUAGGAACAACAUCACCUGGCAGAAAUACUUGUCUAGCCCCAACGUACGUUUCGCCAGGCAGGCUUCUCAGGGGAAAAUGAACUUGAUACCUGAAUCGUCUUUAUAUAGGGUAAGGAAGGAAACACCUGAUGUAAGUUAAAUACAAUCAAUGUGCCCCAUUAGUGAUUGAUAUGGUGAUUAGCCAAUGCAAUGUCAGAAGUGCCAUAAUAGAGUUUAACAUAAGGCAUCCAAUGGGUGAAUUGCUAGAAUGAAGUGAUCAAUCCUAGAUGGUCAGUAUAUGUGAUCUUUGGUAAAAGAAAAUAUAAAAAUAUAAAAGAUAUAGGAUAUGAGCAAUCACCCCUUCAUUGCUGUGUUGAAUUUGUAAUUUAAUCUAGUUAUUUAAUGACAUACAAUCCAAGUCAAUUACAAAACGAACUAGACUCAAGUUGGUCAUUAUAAACGUCUAAAUAAAAUAGAUAAAGGUAUUAGAAGGAAUUAAUCUGUAAAGGUUAUUCCAAAAAACAGCAGUUCUUAUUUAUUAAGUGGUUAUUUGCAAGAUGGAAAUUACUGACCUAAACUGUAUAGAGAUAGCCAUAAAUAGUAAAUGCUUAGCAAGGAUACUACUGAGAAAUAUUCCUGAAAUGUGAAUUGGCUACAUAUAGUGUUCAAAUCAAGAUUGAACAGAAUAAAAAUAAAUAAUAUAGGAUACUAAAAUUGUAAUUAUAUCUAGUAAGUUUAUGACAUACAAUCCAAGUCAAAUACAAAACAAACUAGACUGAGAUUGAUCCAAUGAGCAUCUAAAUAUAAUAGAUAAAGGCACUUAAUAUGUACAAACACAAUUUUAUGGCAAGACAGGAGGCUUCAUAUUUGCUUUAACCUUCUUUACUGAACCUCCCAGCAGCAAAGAAAUAGUUAAACAUAUAGAGAAAAAAUCAACCAAUCAGGACACAUAUUAGAACAUAACAGUCUGUCAGGCUCCUCCCAAAUCCUCUUUCUUUGCUGCUUGCCUCCCAGGUGAGUCUAUUCCAAUUAUAGCUCUCUAAUAUAUAUAUUAUUGACCUGCCUUAUAUUGUUUUUUUCCAUAUAUUUUUUGACUCCUUUAAUUAACUUUCCCUGUCUCUUUUAUUUCCAUGAGGUAAUGGUGUGUUUACUUUAUCUGUGCACUUUACCACAUAAACCUUUUCACAGGUCAGCCCACUGUUCAGUCCCUUCCCUGUGCUUUUUAUUUAUGACUGACUGGGUUUUUUUGUAGUAAAACCUUAAUAACCUUUUCCUUGGUGAAAUUAUCUUCAGACCGCGCCACUGCUGUGGCUGCGGUCCGUUUUAAUCACGCCCGCGAUCUAUUUCUGUACCGCCCGUUUUUUCGCGUCAUUUGAUUGACACGCAGUUUCCCGCCUUCCUCAUUCUAUGCCGGCGGCCAUCUUCUGUUCGGCGGUUAGUUUCCGUUCGCGCGCUUUUUCGGUGAACAGCUACUGGAUUGCAGCUCUGUUAGACGGUAAGUUUCAUUGCCCCCUGCUGGUACAUUUUGUUAUUACAUCUGAAUAUUACACAGAACACUUGCUUAUAUUAGCCUAUUUGUGUUUUUAUUUGCAGAUUGCUCUCAAACUAUACUAUACAGCUCUAUGCCUAUUAGAGGGUGACCCCCUCUUGCCUUUUUGAUUUAAGGGUGAUACCCUUGUGCCUCUUUAUUGAGGGUGACCCCCUCGUGCCUUAUCUCUCAGGGUGAACCCCUUAUAUAUUUUAUUGAUUUGCACAGGUUACCCCUGUCAUUAUUAUAUUGACAGUUUAACUGCCAUAAUUGUGGAUGAACCCCACUUGGUCCCCUUAAAGGUGACUGCAUAUUAUCUGGGUGAACCCCAAUAAGACAGCCCCUGCUUUUACUUGUUUUGUGUAAAGUUUGUUAAUAUAUAUAAUAAUAAAAAAAUAAAAAAAAUAAAAGAAUUUAUAUAAAAGUUGUUUAAUAUACCUUUUGGUAUACUGAUUCUGUGGUGAACCCACUACUAUUUUACUGGUCACCAUGUCGGACCAACCAGAACCUGCAAUGUCAGCAGAAUUAAAAGCCUGACUUCAAGCUGCAAUUGCAGACUCUAUCCCCAAAGCCUUGGCAGCAUUUCAUGACCAGACAGCCACUACUGCCACCAUCUCGCAAUUGUCAGACUCUGAUGAUUCCAGGGUCUCUGACCAUGACGAAGCCCCACGUAAACGCCCGUGGAAGGGUAACAGUGCUUCUGCUGGCAAAGGCAAAGCCCCAGCAAAGACAGCUAAAUUGUCUCAUGCCAAACGCACUUUGACCUCAGAAUCUGACCUCUUAAAGGACUCAACCUCUGGCUAUCACCUACGAGUGAUAGACGAAUACAAUGCGUAUCCAGAGGAGGAUCUCCCAGGUGACCCUUCCCCUUCUGAGGCGGAAUUGACACCCCCUGAUCACAUUGCAAAAUAUUGCAGAUUAUGGCUUCGUAAACCCUUAGAAAAGGAGAUUAGGGCCAAAUUAAGAGCAGAAUGUCCACGACCUAUGAUCCCUGAUAAGGUGGCUGUCACCCCUGAACUUGACCCACUCCUGGUCACUUUUCUAACUAAGAUGGGUAAGGGAAUCGAAGUUGGCUUAAAAGCCACCCAGGACAAGCUGAUGGAUAUAGCAGGCCCGCUUAUCCAGAUUUUUAUAAUUGCUGAUGAGACGCUAGCAGGAGGCAAUUUUGACGCACACAUGGUGCGUGAAUGGGCACAAAGAGCGUUAUGCCUGUUAGGCAACGCCAAUGUAGCUAUUUCCGUUGAACGGCGUAAAGCCGUGUUAUAUAAAAUUGAUGCCAAAUUGGCAGAACUAGGCACCAAAGAACUUGGUCCAGAGGCUAACGGACUAUUAUUCGGGGACAGGUUCAUACGAGACCUGAAUAAACACGUAUCCGUGUUUACCUCCCUUAACAAGGCACAAUGGAACCUUCGCAGGGUGUUCAGACCCCAGCGUUUUUCCGGGAGAGCUGGUCGCUAUAGGGGCCGAACGACUGGCAGAGCUGCCUUCACAGGCUACAGGCCUCAACCAGCAGACUCAUGGAAUUCGGGCAAUACCCGUUUCUACCACAAGCAGUUCUUUCCCUCUAGACGUUCCAUCAGAGGACGUGGAUAUGCUUCCCUCCGGGGCCGCACUGCUUCAGGUAAUCGACUUUCCUUAUUCUCAAGUUCCUAUUGCAGGUCGGCUAACCCUUUUUUUCCAACAGUGGUCUCUAUUAACUCAGGAUCCAUGGAUCCUUCAAACUGUAUCUGGUUUCCAUAUAGAUUUUGCAAACGACCCUCUACAAGAGUUCCCCCCUCCACCUCUGCACAUGUCUCAAGAGGACAAUGCGACUUUGGAGGCCGCGCUAAACGACCUUGUCGCCAAGGGCGCUAUAGAACGUUCUCGGUCCCCUCACAGAUUCAUAAGCAACAUAUUUCUGGUCCGAAAACAGUCAGGGGACUUUCGACCAGUUAUCAACCUGAAAGACCUAAACACUUUUAUUGUUUACCAACAUUUCAAAAUGGAGGGUAUCCACCUCCUUCGAGACCUACUCUGCGAGGGAGACUGGUUCUCCCGUUUAGACUUGACAGAUGCUUACCUCACGGUUCCUAUAACACCGGCCCAUCGCUGUUUCCUACAGUUCAGAUGGCAUCAAGACUUAUGGCAGUUCACAUGCCUUCCCUUCGGACUCUGUUCCGCACCCUGGUGUUUCACCAAGCUGAUGAAACCAGUCAUGGCCUUGCUAUGCUCCUAAGGGAUUCGCUCCAUCAUAUAUCUGGACAAUAUCCUCCUUAUGGCUCGGGACCCAGGCACUUUAUGACUCCAUACAGACAUGACCACAGCUCUGUUACAAAACUUGGGGUUCGUGAUCAAUGUCCAAAAAUCCAUCCUCACCCCAUCUCAGGUGGUUCAGUUCCUGGGAUUCCAAAUACAUUCCGUUUUGGCUAUCCUACAACUCCCUUCAGUAAAGAUCAAGAACAUCAAAAAAGACAUCAGAAAAAUUCUAGCCUCUUCGACUAUCCGCCUUCGCGACUUAGCUCGCAUAAUCGGACUACUCUCUGCCUCAAUUCAGGCGAUCUUCCCAGCUCCUUUACAUUACCGAGCAGACUGAAGACUCGCUCGUUACGUCACUCUGCAUCUUACGAUCAACAGAUCUCUUUGACAGACGAAGUCCGACUCGAAUUGAACUGGUGGCUACACCAUAUGGAAGCAUGGAAUGGGAGAGCGAUCUUUGGAUCACAGCCAGAUUACAUCCUAGAAUCAGAUGCCAGUCUUCUAGGCUGGGGUGCAUCAUGCGCAAAUCUCUCUACCGGAGGUCCUUGGUCCCCAUCAGAACGGGCAUUGCACAUCAAUUGCCUCGAGUUGAUAACCGGGUCCUUUGCGAUUCGCAGUUUCGCAAAGGACUCCUACAAUUGUUCCCUAGUACGGAGAAUGGACAACAUCUCAGCUGUUCAAUACGUGAAUCGUUUAGCGGGAUCCCGUUCCAAAAUGCUCUCAGACCUCACAAAAGAACUAUGCCAAUUUUGUCUGGACAGGAACAUCUCCCUGCGAGCGGAGUAUCUACCGGGUUCCGACAACUUAGCCGCAGAUUGGUUCUCUCGACACUGGAGAGACUCCAGCGACUGGCAAUUGGACCCACACGUUUUUUACCGUCUCCAUCUUCUUCGGGGUCCAUUCAAUAUCGACCUAUUUGCAUCUCGUCUGAACCGACAGACGGACACUUUUUUGAGUUGGUUGCCGGAUCCGACCUCUAUGGCAGUAGAUGCCUUCCUUCAAUCUUGGCCAAUGACCGGCGCUUAUGCCUUCCCUCCGUUCUCCAUGAUCCUUCGCACUCUGCAUCAUCUCAGGACUCAGGGGGCCACAAUAACACUGCUGACCCCUUUGUGGCAUACCCAGCAAUGGUUCCCCAAUCUCUUGGAGAUGUCGGUGAAUUAUCCACUACUGCUACCUGCCACGCACGAUCUUCUCAAAGAUCCCGCAGGCAAUUUUCACCCUCUUACGUUGCAGGGUCAUCUCCAGCUAGUGGCCUGGACUGUUUCAGGGGAUCCUGGAAUGCCGCAGGACUUUCGGAGACUGCUAGAGCACUCUUAUGGGACUCAUGGCCCCCGGGACUAGACGCUCUUACCUCUCAGCCUGGCGAGUUUGGCAUCGCUGGUGCUUGGAAAGGUGUAUUGAUCCCGUUUCAGCUUCUUUGAUUAACGUCAUGAACUUUCUGUCCUCUCUUUUUGAUCAAGGUAAAUCCUACAGAUCCAUUAAUGUGUUUCGUUCAGCAAUUACGGCAGCUCAUGGCCCCAUUGAUAAUACAGCAAUAGGUAAACACCCCUCCAUCUGUAGACUGUUGCGUGGCAUUCGUCUUGCUCGACCUCCUGUCCCAAAAUAUUCUCAUUUUUGGGAUAUUGCUCUUGUUUUGUCCUUCCUAGAGACUUGGCCACCCAAUGAAGCACUCUCUUUACGACAACUGUCGUAGCUUUUCUCCUCUGCUUGGUUUCUUUUAGGAGAGUCUCUGAUAUUCAGGCAUUUGACUUUCACGCUAUUGAAUUCAUGCCCCAAGGUGUAUGUUUCAACAUUUCUCGCCGCACUAAAACUAAUUCCUUAACGAUUACUUACCUUUAUUUUUCCGACAGACCAUCGCUUUGCGUUGCUCGUUGUGUCCAACACUACGUCGCCUCUACGUCUCCCUACGGGCCCCCUGUUUAUCUCAUAUGUGCGACCACACAAGCCAGUGUCUUGUCCCACGAUUGCCCGCUGGAUUAAAUGGCUUCUAGAUUCAGCGGGCAUAGAUUCAUCUUUUGGCGCUCAUUCUGUCAGAGGCACUGCUGCCUCUUCCGCCUUUAUAGCUGGGGGAUCCCUUGGAGACAUCCUAAAAUGCGCUGAUUGGUCUAGAGAAUCUACCUUCCGUACCUUCUAUUUUCGACAAUCGUCCCAUGCUUCUUUUUCUUUGGUUUCCACGCUUUAAAACAGCAAAUAUGAAGCCUCCUGUCUUGCCAUAAAAUUCAGGAUUAUUCUAGCGUUAGUGACUGAAUAAUCUAAAUUUUAUUAAAGACAGGAGGCGAAUAUUUUCCCACCCUAUUGCUCUCCCACCCAGAUUUUUUUCAGAUCACAUGUACUCUUAAAAUUUUUUCUAGGUUUCUUGUGAGACUUUAUAUUUAUCUGACUGUUUUUCUUGUUUGCUCUGUUUAGGUGCUUAUCAAUCUGCCUGGUUCUGAUUAUUUUAAAUUUUGCAAUAGUUAUACUUGUAAUAUCCAGGGGGUAGAUCUGUAAAUGUAGAUAUCUUGCGGACACCCAGUCCAAGUGACCAUACUUUCACGAUCUUUCUCUGUCUUUUAGUGUGAAGUUUCUCUACAUGAGCCACGAAGACUACGUUCUUUUGGUCUCUAGUAUCGGCUGCGUUCUGGUUUACAUGGUUGAUGGAUUACUCAAGUUUACACGGUUGACUACACUUAUGAUCGGCUGCAUCAGAAAGAGGAUUUGGGAGGAGCCUGACAGACUGUUAUGUUCUAAUAUGUGUCCUGAUUGGUUGAUUUUUUCUCUAUAUGUUUAACUAUUUCUUUGCUGCUGGGAGGUUCAGUAAAGAAGGUUAAAGCAAAUAUUCGCCUCCUGUCUUUAAUAAAAUUUAGAUUAUUCAGUCACUAACGCUAGAAUAAUCCCGAAUUCUGAAAGGGAAAUAUCUACUAAGUGGUUAUUUUGUAAAUGGAAAAUACUAACCUAAACUGUGGAAAGAUAAAUAGUAAAUGCAAGAUUUUCAAAAAGUAUGAAUUUAUGUAAAUCUUAAUUGGAAAACUUUACCUAGAGUUAAAUAUAGCGCUAAUAUAAUUAUUCCAUUGUAUGAUCCAAUACUAUAAGGUUUCAGAAAAAUGGGGAAAACAAGUUGAGAUUUCAUAAUGGUAAAAUGAGUGUAUGACAAUGUAUGAAAAAUAAAAGAAAUAUAGAUAUUGGAAAAAUAUUAUAUUAAGGAACCAUUUUAAUUGAAAAAAAUCUGAGCAGUGUAAUUAAUAUAGAAUAAGGUCAUUAAAAAUUACAAACAUAGUGCUGGAAUGAUCCAUUCGUAUUGUGAGAUCUAUUUAUGUAUGAAUGAAGUAUAAUUAAAUUCUUCAUUUAGGCCAAAAGGGGCCAAAGUUCUAAACUUAUAUAUCCAUCUGGAUUCCUUUUGUAGUAGGGUAAGAUUAAAAUCCCCCUUUCUGGGAUUAGGUAGUAGUUUCUCAAUCGCUUGGAAGCUUAACAAUUUAGUAAUAAAAUCAUGGAAAUUGAUAAUGUGCCUGGAUACUGGAAUUAGCACAUUGUGAUUGACAGAAUUUAUGUGCUGCAAAAUUCUUUGCCUUAAUUGCUGGAACGUCUUACCUAUAUAUUGCUUCCUGAAAUAACAAGUGAUUAAAUAAAGCAAUUUAGUAGUACCAGAAUUUAUGAAGGCAUUUGUUUGGACUUUCAUCUAUGUUUGAUUGGAUAUUGUGAAUUUUGUUGGUCUGAUGAAUUGGCACACAUUACAGCAAGCAUGUCAAACUCAAAGUCUAGCACGGACCACAUAAACAAGGUUUAAUUUUAUGUGGGCCGCAAAAAAAACAAACCUUAAAUUUUCAUAGAAAGGUAGGUUUAUUUUGAAAAGUACAGUAUAAUAAAAAAAAAGCAUCCCCCUCUACUAAAUCAAAGCACCACACUCUACUAAAUCCCAGUCCCCCCCCCCAGUCCCCCAUUUACUAAAUCCCAGCACCCACUGGUACUCCACUGCCCAGUCGCAGCCAAUGCAACACUGACCAACACACACACACACACACACAGACACUGAAAGACACACAGACACACUGACAGACACACUCACUGACAGACAGACAGACACACAGACAGACACUGACAGACACUGACAGACACACUCACAGACAGACAUUCACAGAGACACACACACACACUCACUGACAGACACAGACACUCACUGACAGACAAACACACACAGACACACACAUACCCACUGACAGACACACACACACUCACUGACAGACACAAACUCACUGACAUAUACACACACAGACACACACUGACACACAGACACUCACUGACAGAAACACACACUCACUGACAGACACACAGACACUCACUGACAGACAUCUUUAUCUUUCCUGCUUUACAGAGUUUUUCAAAAUCAGUGAGGGGAAGUUUAACUACUGUUUUUACUUCCGCUGAGCAAACCAGGUCUCUAAUCUACAUUUAACGAAAAAAGUCUCCUGUCCUCAGGCCUGUUCUGGCCGUUAGUCUGGAAAAUAAGACCACCUCUCCUUUUAACCAAAGAUCUGCAUAUCUAUAUAUUCCUUCUGCUUUUAGAUUAUACCCCGAAAUAUCUCCAAAUUGGUCUAUCAAGUUAAACAAUUUGGGGAUGGAUUCAGAAGGAUUUGCCAUGGAGAGUAAUACAUCAUCAGCAAUAGCUGCUGUUUUAUAGACCUCCCUGCCUAUUUGAACACCCUGAAUAUUAUUGCUUUCUCUAAUGAGGAUCAGGAGAGGUUCUAAUAUAAGGGCGAACAAGAUUGGGGAGAGAGGGCAGCCCUGGCGUGUGCCACUAUGUAUACCAAAUUGGGUCUUAUCUGUGCCAGGGAGUUGUAUUAAUGCUUGCGGAUUAGAGUAUAGCGCUCGGAUUAUAGUAAUGAUAAGAUCAGGAAGUCUCCAAUGUUGUAGCAGAUAAAAUAAAUAAGACCAUGCAACCCUAUCAAAUGCUUUCUCGGCAUCUAGCGACAAGAGUAUUGAUGGUAUCUUUCCUGUUUCCAUGACCCAUGCGAUAUCCACAGCUCUACGUAUACUCUCGUAGAGCUGUUUACCUGGAACAAAGCCUACUUGAUCUGGGUGAAUCAAGGUGGGGAGGAGAGGAGAAAGUCUUAAAGCUAGGACUUUGGCUAUUAUUUUUAUAUCCACAUUUAUUAAUGAUAUAGGUCUAUAAUUUCCCACUGAUGCAGGGUCUUUAUCCUUUUUUGUCAGUAGUAAGAUUUUGGCCAUUGUAAGAUUAGCUGGAAGAUAUCCAUUUAAGCAUAUUUAAUCUAUAAUCUCCUGUAGAUAUGGCAUAAGGAUUUGUUGGAAUGUUUUAUAAUAACUACUGCUAAAACUGUCCGGGCCUGGUGCUUUACCCCCUUUAAUGGAGAAGCAGGCAGAUUUACUCUCCUCUAUAGAUAUUCUUGUCCUCAAUAAUUCUAGAGCACUUUCGGGGAUUUGAGGUAGAUUCAUCCUAUCAAAGAAUUCUCUCAGUCUUAUGUCCUGGUCCAUGUCCUCCCCAUUCUCAUCCAUAAAUUGACUGUACAGUACUAGUGAAAUAUUCCCAUCUGUUGAUGAUACUAAGGUUCCUGAGGCGUUUCUAAUUGCUGAAAUAGGUUUAGAAUGUAUGCGUGGUUUUAAACACUUAGCCAAGGGAGCAUCUAUCUUAUUUGCUCUCUCGUAGAAGUAUCUUCUGUGUGUUGUUUUUUAACUGCCAUGCAGCUUCAUCUAAUAAAAGAGAUUUAAUUUUUAAUCUAUUCAUUUUCAGAUCAUGUAGUGUUUGUUCGGAAGGGGCUGUUUUAUGCUUUUGUUCCAGUUUGCGUAUGGAUUUCUGUAGCUCAAACAAUGAUUCUGAUUUUAUCUUUGUGAGCUAUAUAGAUAAGGGGAAAGUGUUCGAUUUGUCAAAAACAUAUCUAUUCUAGAGUGCCUAUCAUGUGGAUGAGAAUAAAAGGUGAAAUCCAGCGUAUCAAGUUGGUGAGCUCUCCAUACAUCAAUUAGUUUGUGAGCCGACGUAAACUGAAAGAACAGUUUGUCCUGACCUCCCCGUCCCUGAGACCGCACUGAUCCUGACUUGUAGCUCCUGUCUAACGCUGGGCACGAAACAGCAUUACAAUCCCCACCUAUCAAGAGGCAGUCUGACGCUAUAAAAAAUAAUAAUUUGGCUUAUCGUGUCCCAAAAUCUAGUGUCAGGGACGUUUGGAGCAUAUAGAUUCAUUAGGUGUAGCUUACAGGGGCCCAUCAUUCCAGAAACCAAAAUAUACCUUCCUUCUUUAUCCUGAAUAGAGCUUAAUACUUUAAACUGGCAUCAUUUAUGGAACAAGAUAGCCACUCCGUUGUGUUUACGAAUGGCGUUCGAGCUAUAUGCUCUAUCAUACAUUUUAUCUGUCAAAGAUAGUACAUGAGAUCUGUUAAGGUGAUUUUCUUGUAGAAAAGCUAUAUCAACCUUCAUUCUUUUUAAUUCUUUAAACAUCAACUUUCUUUUUAUGGGUGAAUUCAGGCCUUUUACAGUUAAAGAAACUAUCUUAUCCGCCAUCAUGUUUUAUCCAGCAUCCAAGCAGUAUUUUUGCGCAAUAAAUGCAUAUAUCUAACAGGUCUAUAAGCAUGGUGCACACCAAAACAAACAAACUAUACUAACUAUAGUUAGUAUGUUAUUUCAUCGGUAUCUGUUUAAAGCUCUGGAGGCUUCAAUGCGGGAGCUCUCUACCUGAGCGUCUACCUACAUCAAGGAUCAGGCCAAAAAAAAUGAAAAAUAAUAGUAUCUUUAAGUCCAGGAAGAUCAUACUGUUUUCACUAAUCAUGUGGGUAAGUUGGAGGUAGAUAUUGUUUUGAUUCAGGUCCACCACAAGUUGUUCAAACAUUGGGAUUGAACCAGACUAUAGUAGCAGUAUGUCGUCUAUAUACCGGUACCAUUUUAGAAUAAAAGAUUGGUACCUAUUAUACUCUGAGGAGUUGAUGACACACUGCUCCCACCAGACCAAAAACAGAUUAGCGUACCUUGGGGCACAAGCUGUGCCCAUAACAGUCCCUGCUAGUUGUAAAUAAAACUUGCCAUCAAACAUAAAGUCAUUAUUUAUUUAUUUAUAAAAUAUUUUACCAGGAAGAAUACAUUGAGAUUUCUCUAGUUUUCAAGUAUGUCCUGGGACCACAAAACAUUGCAUUGAUACAACAGGGUACAAUAAAAUACAAAAACAAUAUUAAUAUACAAUGCAUUCAAAAUUUUACAUAGAAAAGGUAGGAAACAUAUAAUCAACCAUGACAGGUGCAUUAUUUUUUUAUAUAUAUAGAGAGGGAUCUCUUAAAGGACUUUAGACUUGGGGAAGAUUUAAAAGUGUGCAUCAUAAUUGUGGUGCUCAGGAAAAGGUGGAUCGAGCUGCUAUCUUUUUGUAUUGAGGUAGACUAAAUAAAGUGCUGGUACUGGAUCGGAUAUUAUAGGAGGUGGGAACAGCCGGGGAGAGCAUUUUGCUCAGGUAGGGUGGGAGCUUCCCAGAAAAGCUCUUAAACACAAGGCUGGAAAGAUGAAGGGUGCAUAUAUAGCAAUGGUGGUUCCUGUAAUUACAUUGUAGCACAAAUCGGCAAAACGAGUAAUACAAUGUAUCAUGUGGGUUUGCGGUGCAAGUGCAUAUACUACCUCUCCACAAUCAAUGAUGGGCAUCAGCAUUUGCUGUACAAUCUUUUCUUUUACUGUAGGGCUUAGGCAGGAUUUGUUUCUGUACAGGGCACCUAAUUGUGGAUAAAUUUUAGAUGCAAGUUUUUCUUUUUGGAGGUCAAAAGAUAGAUUGGGGUCUAACAAAAUACCCAAGUAUUUGAAAGAGUGGUCUACGGUCAGUGUGCUAUUUGAUUUUGCUUUGAUGCAUAGAUGGGAAUUGUGUAAUUUGCAUAAUUUAGGUGCCGUUCCAAAGAUCAUUGUGACAGUUUUGUCAGUGUUUAUGAAGAGUUUGUUUUUUGCGAUCCACUAUUCUACCUCUGUGAACUGGUCUUGGAGCACAGCCUCAAGCUGCAGUAGAUCGGAUUUGCUUGCAUAGAUUACUGUGUCGUCUGCGUACAUGUGUACAUUUGAGGAUUUGCAGACAUUAGGCAGAUCAUUUAUAAAUAAUGUGAAUAGUAGAGGGCCAAAAAUGGAACCUUGGGGAUCACCACACGUGACUGGGAGAGGGAGGGAGUUGCUGUCAGAAAUGGACACAUAUUGUGAUCGAUCCGAUACAUAUGAUCGAAACCAGAUUAGCGGAUGAUCACCAAUACCUGAUUUCUUUAGUUUGUGCAGUAGAAUGUCGUGGUUUACUGUGUCAAAGGCCUUUACAAAAUCAAGGAAAAUAGCUCCAGUUAGGCAAACUUUUAAGAGGGCAGUUGUAGUGGAGUAAUUCGAGCGAAAACUUUUUUGAUCAAGGGUCAGAUAGUUAGAUUGUUGGUAAUACUCACAUAGUUGCGUAUGGACACAGAUUUUUGACAAUACUGGGAGCAAUGAUUUUGGGCAAUAGAAACCAAAGUAAUGUCACCACCUUUAUGGAUAGGCACUACUCUCGCAGUCUUCCAAAGUUUGCGUAUGUAUCCAAACACCAAGGAUUUGUUAAUUAGGGUUGUGACAGGUUUAGCAAUUGCAGGCACACUGAGCUUCAACAGCAUUGCUGGGAUUUCAUCAGGUCCAGAUUGGUUUUUCAUUUUUAGAUUAUUAAGGUCUUUCUUAAUGACACUAAUAGGUACAGGUCUAAAUUUAACUUGUCUCUAUUGGGUCUUUGCAAAUUUAAUGGGGUCUGAUCCACAUUUGUAGUUUCAGGAUGUGUGUCAUUUAUUAGCUUGGCAAUCAGUGUGGUGCAGCAUCUGACAAAAUAAUUGUUAAAGGCAGGGGUGGACUGAGAACCCUCAGGGCCCACGGGCAAAAUAAAUCAAGUGCCCCCUUCCAGGCCACACCCACGUGGUGCCUCCAGCCACACCCUGGUCCCGCCUCCAUGCCCCGCCUCCAGCCUCACUGUCCCCUCACACACACACACACACACACACUGCAGCCCUCACACACAGCACAUCUCACACACUGCACCCCUCACAAACACACACACACACACAGUGCACCCCUCACAUACACUGCCCCCUCACACGCUGCACCCUUCACACGCACAGCACCUCUCACAAGCACACAGCACCUCUCACACACACCACCUCUAACACACACUGCACCCCUCACAAACACACACACACACACAGUGCACCCCUCACACACACUGCACCUCAAACACACACACACUGCACCCUCACACACACUACCUCCUCACACACUGCCCCCUCACUUCACCUCUCUCACAUUCACACACUACACUCUUCACAAACACAGCACCCCUCACACAUACACAGUGCCCCCUCACACACACUGUACUGUUCACACAUACACACUACACCCUUCACCCCACCACACAGCACCCUUCACACACACACAGCACCUUACAGACACACAUAGAAAAAAGUAGAAUAGAAAAUAGAAGGAAAUAGAUCAAUUUAAGUACAUAUAUAUAUAUAUAUAUAUAUAUAAAUACCUCCUUUCUAAAAAAAAUAAAAAUAAAUUGCACUUGCGCUAUAAAAUAAGUUACUGGUGGACGGUAAGGAAAUUUUGCCAUCAACAAAGAUACAAAAGUGGGCACUAGGUAUUAAAAGGUUUACUUCCCCUGGUCCAGACAAAGUGCUUAUAUCUCACCUUGUCUGUAUGUACUACAUGCACACAUACAUGGUUUUUAUAUCUCUAAUAACUGUUACCAUUAAGUAAUCAUUAUCAUUCAGUCUUUAAACGUUAUUUCUAUAAUGCAGUUUGUAUGUUGAUUCUGCUGAUAAUCCAUUUUGAUUUGCAGGGAGUCGACGCAGUUUGUGGGUGCGGAACUGGCAUAUUUGGAAUUAUUUUCGAGAUUACUUCCCCAUACAGGUCUACGCACUUACAUAUAUAUAUAUUUUAUAUAAGAUGCCAAAAUACUGGACUAAUACAGCUAAUCCAAUCUACACUAUUUUAUAUAAUUAAUACAUGCUGCCUUAUUUACAAAUGUCUUAGUCUUUCUCACAAAUUCUACAUCUUUCACCUCAUCUCAAUUAUCUGUUUACUCUGUACUCCAACCCAUCUUCUCCUCUCCCUCAGUCAUCAGUUCCUCUUAUACAGCCAUGGAAACAUGCCCUCAAAAUGAAAAAAAUCAUCAAACAAAAAUAAACAUCCCCCAGUCCUGUGAGUUAAUAAAAUAGGCCUUCUUCUUUGCACAUUACUCCUACAUCAUUAGUAUGUCUUUCUGAAUUGUUAUUGGCUGGGUUUAGUGAAAGUUAGUUUAUUUCUAAGAGCCACGUUAGGGUGCCCAGUUAACACCGCCCAUAAGUCUAUUUUUUAUGCCAUAUUAAAUAUAAUAUAUAUAUUUAUAUUUAAUAUGAGAGUCGCUGCCCCUAUUAAUUACAUUGUUAGCUUGGGGAGAGAGCAAAAAUCUAUACCAAAACAUAAAACCAAGUAAAUAUUUUUUUGCAUCAACAUAUAAUCGGGGCAACCACGAUUCCCAAUAUGAAUGAGGCUGGGCUGUAAACAAUUAUAUUUAGAUUCCUAUAUAUAUGGGGAUGGUUGUUAGAUGUGGUUUGCUGACGGACCAUGGAUUCUGCAGGCAUAAGUGAUCAAUGGUUUCCACCACACCUUAGGGUGUUUUAACAAGUGUAAUAAAAUAGCAGUUAUAUAAUUUUUGGCAUUUAUUAUUUAUUUAUUGAUGCCAUCCUUCCUAAAUAAUUAAUAAGAUGUAAUAAUAAUAGGUAAUAAUAAUAGUAAUAGUGGAUCAAUGUAGAUAAAUGAAAAUGUCAGUUGCCUGGAAGGCCACUCUCAUUUUAUUUUUAUGGUUUUAUUAACUUCCAGGUAGUGGGAGUUAAUUUUUCCCCAGUUCUCUUUCUGUGUUUUUCUGACCUUUCUUUUCAUCCUUUUCAUUUUCUUAGAAGUUGUCUUCUGUUCUUGCAGUUGGUGAAAACUCACAACCUCCCUCCUGGGCGAAAUUAUAUCAUCGGAUCACAUCCUCAUGGCAUAUUGUGCAUUGGGGCAUUCUGUAAUUUUGUCACUGAGUCUACUGGCUUUUCCCAAAAAUUCCCUGGAAUUCGUCCUUACUUGGCGACAUUGGCAGGAAACUUCCGAUUGCCCAUUCUACGCGAGUAUAUGAUGAGCGGAGGUGAGUUUAAUGCUGAAAUGGCUGCAGAGAGAGGCACAAAUCAAUAUUUUUUUUUAUGAAAACUUUUUUAUUCACUCUGCAAUUUAACAUUGACAUUAUAAAGAUAGGUCCGUUUGAAAGCUUCCAAACCAGUGAAAGCCCUAGUGUUUGGUGUAGCUUAAAGAUGUUUAGCACUCUGACUUGUUGGCCUCUGCCCUUAAAAUCCCAUGCAGUCAACCCCUGACCUAAUGGGAUGUCUUGUCCUGUUCAACACCAUAAACCUGUAGAUAAAUGUACUUGGGAAACAACAACUAAUUUACAGAGAUACUAGUGCACCCAUUAUACUGCUUUCCAAUGAUAACUCUAAAACAUGGAACAAUAAAGAAACCUGUUCUUUAGGUCCUAAAGUUUAGGACAUCCAGGAUCUGAUGGCUCGAUGUAAAACCAAUAGGUCAUUCCUAUAAUAAUGGACUACGCAUAUCUAAGAAUUUUAUAUAAAGAAAAUGGGGCAUUUAAAAAUAUGCUCCAAAAUCGUGACAUGAUUACCUGAUCAGACUGAGCAGUGUCUCCAGCUAUGACUAAGGGGUGAGGGGGGAGGACUAAUAACAACAGAGUCAGACACAGCAUUUUUUUCCCCAACACACACUUAUCAUUAGUCUUUUCCAUGAUAAGAAAUUCAAUUUUUUUAAGUGCAACAAAAACAGUGUGCAAAUGAGGGGGAAAGGUGGGAACCACUCUAGUUUCUGUUUAUGCAGUUUGUCAUAGAAGCCCCUGUGCCACAGCCUGCUGGAGAGGCAUAACAGCUAGCCUCCUGCCCACAGACAAUGGGCCUGGUAACAGACUUUAAAAUGAUAUAUAGAAUGUGGGGAUAUGUUGUAUAAUUGUCAAGUAUUUUUGUAAAAGGUGGAAAUAAAUAAAAGCUAUUGAGUUAAUUAUAUUAUGUUACAGCUGUUGUGCAAUGUGUCUUGGUUUCCAGCAGGAAAUUAAGUUAUCAUGUCUUGACCUAAUUUUAUCUUAGACACCAAUAGUGGUUUUCAUUGUUCUGGCUAAAGACCCCCCUGGUGUGUGUAGGGGAAUGUGACAGACUGCCUGGCACUCCGGCCGAGUGCCUCUGCCAAUCGAUGCUCCUAGUACUCACCGAGGAAUUCCAGCACUCCACCAGACACCAUAAGCACUCUAGACUCCAUGAAUCACUGCAGCUUGGUUGGGGUCUCGCCGUCUCCUACCCAACAUGGAGCCUUUUAAAGUGUACUGGGCAAGGUAUAUUGCAGGGCCCAUAGUCACAGGGUAGGAGGCAAGCAAACAGGCCGCUCCAAAAACCAGUGGCGAGGUCACUUUCACCACAUAUCUCCCUCCCUAAGGGGAGACUAACCAGGUACCUGACCUCCUGUCGGUCGGUGCCUGAGUUAGUCGAGUAGCCCAUAAGCAAAUACUGAUACUCCUGGAUUCUCGGUUGCUCUCUGGCUGGUAGCUGGUGUUACUUGGUGGGCAGAGACCAGCGUUACAGCUGGGUAAUUGAAAGGGGUGCCAGUUCUAGGAUUAAGGGUAAGGGGAGGGCAGAGGCCAACUAUGCUCUGCCCUGUUGCUAGUGCUUCUGCUGGGGUGGCCUGCGGGUAUUCAGGCCCUGGACAAAGGUAAAUGGGACGGCAGAGGCCAACAGUGCUCUGCCCUGGUGCCAGCGCUUCUGCUGGGGAGACUAGUACAUAGUCCUGCCCUGUAACAAGGGCAUACUGCCCCGAUGCCAGAUCUUCUGCUGGGAUGGAUUCAGCGAAUACCACCCCCAGGACCCCCAGGUUAACUAAAAAAGCAGGAAGGUGAGUUUAAGGGAGAGGAGACAACCGGUCUCUCUCCCCAGUGGCAGUGUAUACUGCAGGGAGGGGAGACAACCGGUCUCACUCCCCAGAGGCAGUGUGCCUUGCAGGAAGAGGAGACACAGGAGACAACCGCUGUGGAGACUGUGGAGAGGAGGGAUCACCUACCUCCUCUUCCUGGCAUUCCUGUGGGGUUGGUUGGGGUCUGGACCAGCCGUCCAGCAUCCCUGUAGAUCUGGUGCGGUCCCAUCUGCACCAUCGGGGUCAGGAGUGCUGUCCCCCUGUGGUUGGGGAGGAGGGUCAGUUGUCUCCUCUCCCAGUAUCUCCAGCUGCUGUUGGAGAGAGAGACCGGUUGUCUCCUCCCCCUGCAAGGCACACUGCCUCUGGGGAGGAAGGCUGGUUGUCUCCUCUCCCGGAAACUCACCCUGCCGCUGGGGAGUGAGACCGAUUGUCUCCCCUCCCUGCAGUAUACACUGCCGCUGGGGAGAGAGACCGAUUAUCUCCUCUCCCUGAAACUCACCUUCCUGCUGGGGAGGAAGGACGACACCUUCUGCUCCCUGUACUGUAUACUGCUGCUGAGGAGAGAGACCGGUUGUCUCCUCUCCCUGUAGGAUGCACUGCCGCUGGGUCGAGAGACCAGUUGUCUCAUCUCCCUGUAGGAUGCACUGCUGCUGGGAAGAGAGACCGGUUGUCUCCUCUCCCUAUAAGAUGCACUGCCUACUAAGGAGAGAGACCGGUUGCUUCCUCCCCCUGUAGGAUGCACUGCCGCUGGGGAGAGAGACCGGUUGUCUCCUCUCCCUGUGAGAUGCACUGCCGCUGGGGAGAGAGACCGGUUGUCUCCUCUCCCUGUGCCAUACACUGCCGCUGGGGUGAGAGACCUACUGUCUCUUCUCCUGAUAACACACAUUGCCGCUGGGGAACAAGACCGGGUGUCUCUGUUCCCAGGACCUCACACUACCGUAAGGGAGUGAGACCGGUUGUCUCUCCUGCCUGUAACAUACACUGCAGCUGGGGAGAGAGACCGGUUGUGUCCACUCCCUGUAACACCUCCAUCUGGGGUUGGAUCUGGAUCUGGGCUGGCUGCUCAGCAUCCCUGUAGGGCCGGUGGAGAGACCUCGGUCCCAUCUCCACCUGCCAACUGGGGGACUUCCCAGGGCCAGUCGAUAAGGUCUCUUAUCUCCGGGGCUGGUUGGGAAGUAGGUGGUACAGUACCCAGGACUCCUGAUGACAGGCUUAGUUGCUGGGGAGGAGGGACGAAACUCAACGCUCCCGGUGGUUUACAGUCCAUAAGCCCCACCAUGUCAGAGACAGUUGGUGUUACUCGGUUAAAUAGGUGAACAUAGUCCUGCUCGAGCUCCCACUCCAGGUUAACCAAAAAAGUGAGAUCUGGUUGCAUUUCCGCAAUCUCCAUAAGGCCCAAGCUGUCUUCCCGCUCAUCUCGUAUGCACCAGAAGUGGGAACUGUCUGGGUCUCCUAACGCCAUACCAUCUUCAAAAACCUCCCACAAAAGACCAGGGCCAUCGUAGUACUCUCCCUCGAUGCAUUGGAGAUUGACCCGCCCCUGGUAGCUAAUGAAUGCAUGCCACUGCAAGGCCCAGUAUGAUUCGUCCAACCAUACUUCAGUCAUGACAAGCCUCUCCAGGUCUCUUACCCAUUCCUCUGAGGGCUGGUUUCACAGAAACGGCAUCCGCAGCUCUAGCUGUUCUGCUUGGUGCUGGUCGGUGGUCAGGAUUUCCUCACUCCGGAAGGGUUGAAUUUCGUCGAGGUCCUUCUUCCAAUGAUCGGUUCGAAGUGCCACCCUCCACUCUGUCUCUCUAUCCUCUGGGAUGGGGUGAUCCAUACUGUGCAGCACAUCCCGAAGUCGCUGCUGGAGCCUGGCAUCGAAGCUGGACACUGACCGGCAGUACUUGCCUUCCAUACUGCAGUAGUGCUGGUUUUCCCAAGGCUAGGAAGCCAUCCCACCGCUGCCACCAAAUAUGACGAACCGCCUGGCACUCCGACCGAGUGCCUCCGCCAAUCGCUGGUCCUAGUGCUCACCGAGGAAUUCCAGCACUCCACCAGACUCCACAAACUGCCGCAGCUUGGUUGGGGUCUCGUCGUCUCCUACCCAACCUGGACCUACGACAAGGCUCCAGGUUCCAGUGGGUGAACCUCUCUCGCUCCAGAGAGUCAAGCAGGAACAGCUCUUACAAGAUUUUAGUGAUUAUACUCAGGGGAGUAUAGGGAUUAUAGAAAUCCCUAGAGUGUAGUUCUCCAAUCCCCCAAACAUGAGCCAAGACUUCAUGAAGGUGCAAGAUGAUCUGAUCUUUAAUGGUUCAGGUUGGCUUUUAUACAAUUCUCCAGGCCAGAAGAACACCUCCUGGACCUGAUGGGACACAGGAGCACAAAGGACACAAACCAAUCAGAACAAACAUACAGUCUGUGACACGCCCAUGUACAGCACACAAUCCCUCCCCUCUGCUUGGGAGAUAAUUGAGUAAAGUUCUGUAAUUAACUCAAUUAUCUCCAGGCAGAAAAACCACAUUUUCACAAAGUUCAGAAAGUACCCCAAAACACAACAUAUCCCCAUAAGUUACAUCCUCGGAUAGCCCUGAUCUGGGUGAACAACAUCCAAAAAUCACCCAGAUCAGAGCAGGAGUUCAAAAGUUUCAUGGAAGUCUCUUUUUGUCUCUUUAUGGAGUACAAAAGUACUCCAUAAAGGAGUAUGGAAUGGAGCCUUUUAAAGUGUAUUGGGCAAGGUAUAUUGCAGGGCCCAUAGUCACAGGGUAGGAGGCAAGCAAACAGGCCGCUCCAAAAACCAGGGCGAGGUCACUUUAGCCACAGGGAAUAAAUACAUAUGUUUUUUCCUGAAAUAAACAGUUAACUUGUUUUACCGAACAUGACUGGUUUCGUCCACUAUGUUAGGGGAAUGCUACAAGUUACAAAAGGGCUAAAAUCACUGUCUCCUUCAGCUAUAAUCACUGAAUGCUGCAACCACAUUCAAGGCUAGCGGAGGAUUACUAGAAGGGACAUUAAGCAACUGUUUCUACCCGUGACACAGUUCUAGCCACACCUCCCCUUCCCACACAGCCUUCAUUAAAAAAUGGUUUCAUUUCAACCAGACCUUACAGCACAGAGUGUUUACUUUAGAAGUUAGUAUCUCCGGCUCUAUUACUUGAACUUUAAUCACACACAGGAGACUGCUGCAGGAUCCAGCAGGCUAUUAAGAGAGCAGGAGAUAAGAAAUUCUAAAUUUAACAGACUGUGCAACAAGGUAAGCUAAAAAUGAUACAUCUCUUUACAGGAAGUGUGUAGGGCAGCUGUGUAAGUCACACACAGCACUGCAUAAACAGAGCUAUUUUAAAUGACAGGUAAUUGAGCAGUGAGACUGCAGGGACAUGAUCUAUACACCAAAACCACUUCAUUAAGCUAAGUUGUUUUGGUACUUACAGUGUCAAAUUAAAUAAAACCUCCCAAAAGUGAAACAAACAAUAUGUAAUUUCUUUAAAUAUGUAAAAAGUUCCUACAUAAUAAAGUAAAACAUAAACAUGGUAACAAUACACAAAAGUGUCUCAUUACCUUCAAAGGAGAAGAUCAUACACCUCCUACCAGUUAAUAAAAAAAAUGUACCUGCCUGUAGAUACAUUGCAGGAAGUGAAAGUUAAAAAGCACAAGUAAUGGAUUGCUUAGGACUGAGCAGAGAUGUCAGCACCAUGGGCAUCUGCAUGAAUUUUUCCAGGGGGGCAGGGCUGGUGGAGGGCAUAAUUGUAAUGACAUCCAUGCUCGGACCCUUUUUGGAGGGCCAGACUGGGGAUACAAAGUAGCCCUGGACAAAAAUGCAUGCAAGCCAUUGUGCCUGUGCCAUGUAGUGUGUGUAUCUAUCUAUCUAUCUAUCUAUCUAUCUAUCUAUGUAUCUAUCUUAUUGGUAUGUUUCUUUUUCUUAUUCAAAAUAUUGUUUAUUUCAGUGUUAAAAAUGUAAUUUCACAGUAAGCAUCUCAUAUGCAGACACAGACAAUCUGACUGACACAAGCACACAAACUCAUUAUACACAGGCUCACUGGCACACACAGACAAGCUUAUUGGUACACACACACAAAUUUGAAAAAACCCUGACACCAACAAAAUGUUACUACUGACAAACUCAUUGGUAUACAAACACAAACUUACUACAGACAAGUUUGCUGUUACAUACACACUUGCUCACUACAGACAAGCUCACUGACACACACAUGCUUACUAUAGACAAGCUCAGUGACACGCAUGCUCCCUACAGACAAGCACACUACAGAAAAGCUCAUUGACAUGCACACAUGCUCACUACAAAAAAGCUUACUGAAACACACUGACACACACAUGGUCACUACAAAUUCACUGACACACAUGCUACCUACAGACAAGCUCACUGACACACACAUAUGCUUACUACAGAAAAUCUCACUGACACACAUGCUCACUACAGACAAAUAGACACACACACACGUUCACUACAGAUAAGCUCAUUGUCACACACAUGCUCACUACAGACAAGCUCACUGACACACACAUGCUCACUACAAACUGACUGACACACACACAUGCUCACUACAGACAAGCUCACUGACACACAUGCUCCCUACAGACACACUUACUGACAUAUGCUCACUACAGACAAACUCAUUGACACACACACAAGCACACUACAAGAUCACUGACACACGGACCUCACACACACACACAUGCUCACUACAGAAAAUUUCACUGACACACACAUACUUACUACAGACAAGCUCACUGACACACAUGCUCCUUAGAGACAAGCUCACUACAGAAAAACUCAUUGACAUGCACACAUGCUCACUACAAAAAAGCUCACUCACACACACAUGUUCAUUACAAACUCUUUGACACACACACAUGCUCACUACAAACAAGCUCACUGACACACAUGUUCCCUACAGACAAACACACUGACAUACACACAAGCUCACUACCGACAAGCUUACUGACACACAGAUAUGCUUACUACAGAAAAGCUCACUGACACACACAUGCUCCCUACAGUCAAACACACUGACACACACACAAGCUCACUACAAACUCACUGACACACACACAUGCUCACUACAGAAAAGCUCACUGACACACAUGCUUCGCCACUUGUUCUUGGAGAGGACUGCUUUCCAGCCUCUUGCCUUGUGACUAUGGCUACUGGGAUGUAUUGCCCUUUAAAACAUUAUUUGGGCUUAUGGACUUUUAUUGGACUGUUUCUGGCCCUUUAAAUGCUCUGGGUAAAGAUCUGCACUUUUGCUAUGGCACUUCGGAUACAGCCGAAGUGCCGAAGUAGUCGAAGUGACCGCCAUUUGAAAAACGAACACGUGGCGGCGGCCAUUUUAUUUUAGCCAAAUGCGGUCACAGCGCUGAAGUUUUACCUUCUUUUGGAUAUGUUGUUUCCAUAAUUAUGCUGGUUCUAUAAAUGUAAGUUUUAUGCGAAGUUGUAAAAAGUAUAUUUUUCUGCCUGUGGUAAUUACGUUAGUCCAUUGUGUUGAGGUAAUUGUAUCAGAGGCAGAGGGAAGGGUUUGUGUGCAUUAGCUGGGAGUGUCUGACUGUACUGUACAUUGUUGAUUGGCUGUUGCAACUUUUUGUCCUGUGUACCACAAGGUCUACGUGGGUGGUAACCUUGUGGAGAAAUGUGUAUAAAAGAAACAAUAAAGCCCCAGCUCAGUCUGUUCCUGCUUAACCCUCAAUCUAGAGUCUUGCCUCUUUAUUGGGGGAGUUGCUAUAUCACUACAAGGGAUUGCUAUGCUCUGCAUAUUCCCUUGGAUAAUCACUACUAAGCUUUUUCCAAGGGGCGGCAAAAAAAGCCGCCCCCAAAUGCCCAGGGCAAAUAUCUUGUUAGCCUUGCGGCUAACUGACAUGCCGGUUGGGUGGGCAGCACUGGCGAGGGAGCAAUUCCCUGAGCUGUCUGCUCAGCUCCCUCGCGCGCCGCAGAGUGAGGCUGGGAGCCGGAAUAUGACGUCAUAUUCCGGUUCCCGGCAUCACUCUGCGGCACGCGAGGGAGCUGAGCAGACAGCUCAGAGAAAGUGCCCCCUUGCCAGCCGCCAGCCAGCGCCACCCGCCCAGCAGCCACUGCACACCCAGGGAGAGAGGGAACCCCCCUCCCCCCAGCAUUCCCAAAGGUAAAUGUGUUAAUGUGAGUGAGUGUGUGUAUGUCUGUUAGUGUCUGUUAGUGUGUGUGUCUGUUAGUGUGUGUGUGUGUCUGUUAGUGUGUGUGUGUCUGUUAGUGUGUGUGUGUGUCUGACUGUGUGUGUGUGUGUCUGUUAGUGUGAGUGUGCUUGCCUGUGAGUGUGUGUGAGUGUGUCUGUUAGUGUGUGUGUGUGUGUUUCUGUUAGCUAGUGUAUGCGUAUCUGUCAGUGAAUGUGUGUGUGUGUGUGUGUGUGUGUGUGUAUUUAGAAGAUGGGGCAGGGGGAAGGGUUGGGUGGGAGUGGCGGGGAAGGGGCGCCUGAGUUUUGUCCUGCCUAGGGCAGCACAAAACCAGGAUACAUCACUGGUCACACACACAUGCUCACUACAGACAAGCUCGCUGACACACGCACAUACUCACCGACACAAGGUCACUUACAGACAAACUCACUGACACAUAUACAAAUGCUCACUACAGACACGCUCACUGACACUCACAUUCUCACUACAGAAAAGCUAGCUGACAAACACAUGCUCACUUACACACUUGCUCACUACCGACAAGUCCACUGACACACACAUAUGCUUACUACAGAAAAGCUCACUGACACACACAUGCUCCCUAUAGACAAACACACUGACACACACAAAAGCUCACUACAAACUCCCUGACACGCACACAUGCUCACUACAGAAAAGCUCACUGACACACAUGCUCACUAGAGACUGUGACGAAGUGCCCUUCGCCACUUGUUCUUGGAGAGGCCUGCUUUCCAGCCUCUUGCCUUGUGACUAUGGCUACUGGGAUGUAUUGCCGUUUAAAACAUUAUUUGGGCUUAUGGACUUUUAUUGGACUGUUUCUGGCCCUUUAAAUGCUAUGGGUAAAGAUCUGCACACAUGCUCACUACAGAAAAGCUCACUGACACACAUGCUCACUAGAUACAAACUCACUGACACACACACAAGUUGACUAAAGACAAGCUCAUUGUCACACACACAUGCUCACUACAGACAAGCUCGCUAACACACGCACAUGCUCACCGACACAAGGUCACUUACAGAUAAGACAAACUCACUGAUACAUAUAUACGCAUGCUUACUACAGACACGCUCGCUGACACACACAUGCUCACUACAGAAAAGCUAGCUGACACACACAUGCUCGCUUACACACUUGCUCACUACAGACACACUCACUGACACACACAAGCUCACUACAGACAAGUUAACUGACACACACAUGCUCACUACAAACUCACUAACACACACAUGUUCACUUACAGACAAGCUCACUGAUACACACACACACAAACAAACUCACUCACUAGCAGACACACACACACACACGCACAAACAAUCACAAUCUCUGUUAUGGGCUGAAGCCUACCUGUCUAGCUGUGGGAGACUGGAAGCACUGGGAAGUGAACUGGCCUGUUCCUUCCGGCAAGGUCAGCAGAACAAAUGCAGCCAGUCCACCCCAAUGCACCUCCCUCCUGCUGGCCCCAGGUGCUGCGACCCUGUGUGGAGGGGGCAAGUCGAAAAAUCCCCCCCCUGCCCCUUCCUGCAGACGCCCAUGGUCAGCACUAUCCCCCCCACGAAAUGUGCACUUAGAUAUUGCAUAGUAAGAGGUCUAGACCUAGGGAUUUCCUAUUAGGCAAGAGGGCCAGGACAAUGUCCCUAUUCUUUCACCCCAUGGGAAGUUAAAAUGUAAAUUUAAAGUUUGCUUAAUUUAAAAGGACAUUAAAUUGAUGUAUAUAUUGUGUUAACAAAUAAAUAUAUUGGGGGAAAAACCUAUACAAAAAUACCUGUUUAUCAAUUCUUAAGCAAAAAUUUGUCACAGACCUCUAUAGACAGUGCUACCUAGUGAAAGUAACCAUUGGAAAUAGCCUCUGCUAGGCUGAGCAAUUUAUCUGGGUCUGGAAACCCUUACUAUCACAUAUCCAUCAUUUCCAUGUGGGGAUUGUGGUGGGGGUUGCCUUCCUGGGCCGUGGUGCCUGACUUUUGUGGCAUGUCGGUGGAUGCCGGACGCUUCUGAUCCAUGCCAAUUUAUAGCCCCACGUCCGCCCACGGUAAUGACGACGCCGACAUGCGUGUGACGUCAUGCAAAUAACGCACAUGCACGUUUUGGGGUCAAAGGUCAAGUACUGCCAAUCAGAUUUGCAGGAGGGUUAUUUAAACUAAUUUUCCUUCCACCCAUUGCCCUGUUGUCAUUUCACUUUGCUGGUUAUCUAAGAGUGUUUUCCUGAUCAUAUUAUUCUGGUUUUUGACUUCGGCUUCAUUUUGACUUCCCUGAUUUCUUGUAUCCUUAACUUUUGGCUUUCCCUCAUCAUUGUGUCUCAUUCUGUAUCUCUGACCUUGGCAAGUAUGUUGACUAUUCUUGGGUACGUUAAGUCCGGCCAUUCUAAGGUCUGGUGACACGUUAUCCUAGAUGUGAUACUAUUUCUGCACGCUGGAUCAACUAGUAAUCCUGACACUUACGCUGCCAUGGACUUAUGCACUAACACGUUCUGCCUUCCUUGGCUCUGUGUAAACUCAGCCACCGGAAAUACUUAAAGAAAUCGCACCAUUCAGAUGGAGAUCAAAGAGCAUUCAAAAGUUUUAAUGCAUGUACAUCGUAUAUAUAUACACAACACAGUUUGUCUAGGGGUGUUUACAUCAACGGGAAUAUUAACCAAUCAUAGGAGUCUCAGAACCAAAAGUGUAAUUUUUCAUUUAACAUUACGUAUUGCUGUUAGUCUACUGCGCAUGUAUACCACGUCUUAUCUUUCAUGGGAAAGAAAAGGGAAAGAAAAGGGAGGCAACUGCAUAAGGUUGCAGACAUGAGUAGGAGAAAAAAAAUCUAACUUUUAACCCCUGCAGACGUUGAAUGACUUAACUAAGGCAAAGGCUUUAAUCCUUUUUUUUAACUUUAUCUAUGACAAGUCCCAUCAUUCAGCCGAAGAGGAGGAGAAGAGGGAGGAGAGCAUCCCUUCCGGCGCUGGGGAAAGAGGUAAGUUUAACCCCUUCCUCUCCCAGAGCCCGGCGGGAGGGGGACCCUGAGGGUGGGGGCACCUUCAGGGCACUAUAGUGCCAGGAAAACGAGUAUGUUUUCCUGGCACUAUAGAGGUCCUUUAACCGUUAGACAAGCUUCUGAAGCUGUGUCCUUAAGGGGUUAAUCUCUUACUGCAAAAUCCUAACUUUAGGCCUUUGUUCCCAAUAAUGAAUAGAGCUAGGGCAAUAUUACCUAAACAACACACUCCCUGCUUGUUUAUAUCCUCUUCAGUUUGCUGAAAUAUCUUCUAAUAAGGUCUUCCAGCAAAAUGCUUUUAAUUUACCGAUACAAAUAGAUUACAAUUGCCUCACUUAUAAACGUACUAAUUUCAACAUAAAUUCUCUGAUCAUUAUUAAAAUAUCAUUUCACCAUCGCUAUGAUCAAUGAGGUACACUAAAUGAACCUUAUUUCAGAUAAACCAUACUACCCUCUCUUUUUUUUUUUUUUUUUAAUGGUGCCAGGACCAUGAUAAGGAUAAGUAUGUAGCUGAUUAAUAAAUAAUAUUUAUCAUGUAAGAGGACAGGUUGCUUAGUACCUAAAUCCCACCCACCCAUGUAACAAAGAUGAAAGGGAUCAAUGCAGUGUAAAGAAUAAGUAUAUAGCAAAAUGCCAAUACACCAAUAAAUAUGGAGAACAUAUUUCUUAACACGAACAAAACAAUGUACUUUUUUUUAAUGGUCUUUUAAAGAAAAAAAUUAACUCUGAGUUGAACAAUACUCCCCUAAUAGCAAUUCUUUAGAAGGGAGAGCUAUCUCCUUGUCCAUGCAUUCUGUUUUCAAGGGAAGAUUCACAUUCAGGAUUAGUCACUUUACAAUUGGAAAUGUGGAUCCACGAUUUGAUCAGCUGCAGAUUUGUGAGGCCCCUUUCACAUAAGAUGUAACAAGCGCUUUUCUUGCAAAGUCUUAUAUCAUGAAAAAUCCCCAGGAGUGAUAGCAUGCAAUGCUAUCAUUCUUGUCGGCUGUACAGCAUGUGACCUGUUUUAAAAACACUAAGGCUUGUGUUAAUGACAUGCAAAUAUUCCUCAUUGUACUAUUUAAACUCAUAGACAAUAUACAAGGACACAUAACAAACCAAUUCAUUACAAAACAUAGAAUUCAUACUCAACAAUCAUUGCAAUAUGAUUCCAGUUGUCAUCCAAUAAAACAGAAAACAACAGACGUAGUAGAUAUCAGAGCCGGUGGGCCGUCGGCACCUGGGGCCGGGCAGACACCUGGGUCUGCUGGCGGCUGCUGGGGGAGGUCUUCUGGUGGCCGCUGGGGGAGGUCUUCUGGCGGCCGCUGGGGGACUUGUACUGGCGGCCGCUGGGGGAGCUGCGCUGUCUCUGCUCCCCAGCGCGCAGCUUAAUGAGACAGGUGCCGGAAUAUGACGUCAUAUUCCGGCCCCGGUCUCAUUCAGCAGUGCGCGAGGGCGGGAGAGCAGAGCCAGCGCAGCUCCCCCAGCAGCCGCCAGUACAAGUCACCCAGCGGCCGCCAGCAGACCUCCCCAGCGGCCGCCAGAAGACCUCCCCCAGCGGCCGCCAGCAGACCUCCCCCUGGCAGGUAUUAGUAAAGUGUCAGUGUGAGUUUGUCUGUCUUUUAUGGUGUGUGUGUCUGUCUUUGUCAUGGUGUCUGUCUGUAUGGUGUGUGUGUCUGUCUGUGUCAUGGUGAGUUCAAUUAACCUUGAGGGAAUGGGCAUAUCCCGCAACGCAUUACAUCCCAUCCUCAUCCCCCUAGUGCCCCAGACCCACCAUUAACUACCUCCCGGAGGGCAACCUAUCCCUAUGGCUGCAAGGCGGGCAUAUAACUCAGCACACUGAACCUGGUCAAAGCCACAUAACAUAUUAUAAGAAACAGAAGAAACAUAUGAAGGAUAUUCAAGUGUGGGUAGUAGCUCUGUCAGAAGCCGUUAUGCCCAUUCUCCAGUCAGUCUUAGACUUCAGGUAGCAGUCCACUCUGGGGACAUUCUAGGGACCUGAGAGGUCUAUUGCCUGUGCAGCAUCUGGUACUUUCAGCCUCUUCAUGCCCGCCUCCACUGUUGGCACCACAUUAAAGGACCACUAUAGUGCCAGGAAAACAUACUCGUUUUCCUGGCACUAUAGUGCCCCUCUGGAAAGGGGAAAAGGGGUUAAACUUACCUUUUUCCAGCGCUGGGCGGGGAGCUCUCCUCCUCCGAUCCUCCUCCGUUCCUCCUCCUGGGCUGAAUGCGCAUGCGCGGCAAAAGCUGCGCGCGCAUUCAGCCGGUCACAUAGGAAAGCAUUCAUAAUGCUUUCCUAUGGACGCUGGCGUGCUCUCACUGUGAAAAUCACAGUGAGAAGCACGCAAGCGCCUCUAGUGGCUGUCUGAAACUGCUAUGUUUAUAAAAAAAUGGGUUAACCCUAGCUGGACCUGGCACCCAGACCACUUCAUUAGAAGAUUAAGCUGAAGUGGUCUGGGUGCCUAGAGUGGUCCUUUAAGGCUGUCACAGUGAUACACUAGUAGCUUCGCUGGGUACCCCCAGUGGUAGUUUACAUUCUGUGCUGUGAGGAUUGUCGUGAUGGGGAGCAUACUCUUCCGGAAGAGGAGUGUUGCGGCUGAGAGAUCUGUGAAGACUUUGAUGUCCUUAUACAGUUCAGGUGUUCUAUCAGUCUGCUAUACCCCGUCAGAUUGUAUAGCAGACUGAUAGAAUAUCAUAUAUCAUAGAAUAUCAUAUCAGGGUUCCUGCAGGCCCGCACCAGCCUCUCCUUAGCAUGGAAGAAAUGCACUCGUACAACAACAUCUCUGGCUGCAGUUGGCGGUAGGUGUUUUGGCCUCCGGAGCCUAUGCGCCCUGUCCACUAUCAGUUUAUCAGGAUGCGUGCAAGGGGUGAGUGCCUUCGGGAGAAGUCUCUUAAAGGUCUGUGCUAUAUCAGGAAUUAAGUUAUUAAUCAGCGUGGUGACAAACAUACCCUUAACUUCAUCAUGGAGGGGUAAGCAGCACUCGUCAGUCCAACACUUGUGAAAUCUCUUGGCUAAAGCCCCUGUGGACUAAUUUGCUUUUUGUUUGCAAGCAAUGGCAGAAAUCAUGCUCUGUCUAUCCCCAUGUGCCUUCUUGAAAUGUGCCCGGUAUGUGUCCCCACAUACUGUCUAGCUGGACAGGGGUAAAAAUAUCCUAUCUGGUUGAAAUGGGUUUGUUAGGAUCCAGUAAUUGUUCAGUUGCAGCUAACCAAUCAGUAUCAUCAUGCGUAAUAAUCAUAUUAACCAACAUGAUAUAGUCAUUGGGCAGCAGAAACUGACCCGUAGUCGCUUUCUUAAGGUAGGAUACUGCAGAUGUAGGUUGCUUCACGGGGGGUCCAGACAUCAUUUUGCCCAUGUGGUUAAUUGGGUCAUAUCAGGUGGUUUCACUAUGGGCUGCUCCCCAACUAACAAGUAGGGCCCCUUAAAAGCAAGUGUUCCGGGGGGGCGUGGCCAACGGCCGACCGGGAAAGGCGCAUGGAGUGAGAGCUCCCAGGCCGACGGACCCAAACAGCACAGACAGCCGUGACUGACUCACGAAUCCCGGCCCUGCAGCACUCCACCGAGCAACGAGAGCUCACAUGGCGCCCUCCAAGCAGCUGAAAAUCACGGACCCGAUCAGGUCCGCUAAAAAAGACCGCCUCCGCUCCAGCCAAGAUGGCGACGGCAGCAUGGCGACGGCCUCCAGUGCUGAAGAUCAGCCAGACACAGGAGACCCCACAGGUCGCUACACGGACAACCCGGUGAGUGAGAGAAGUCUCUAUACCAUGCUACAAGAGCUCAGGGCUACCUUGCAUGCAGACUUCCAGCUAAUGGUGACAGAUUUUAAACAGGACUUGUCUGAGCUAGGAGACAGAACAGACAGACUGGAAGUCCGCACAGAAGAAAUAUGUUCAGCUCACACUGACAUGGAGGCUAAACUACAAGCUCUCAGUGGGGAACAAAAGCAGCUAAAGAGGAAAAUGGCGGACAUAGAGGAUCGCUCUAGGCGCAAUAAUGUCAGGUUUAGAGGAAUCCCUGACAACGUCACACAUGAGGCUCUGCCCGACUACAUUAAAGGUUUAUGCCAGGCCGUGCUGCCAGAGAGGGUCACUACGGAGUGGCAGCUGGACCGAGCACACCGACUGCCUAGACCACAACGCUUCACAGCAGACACCCCACGCAAUGUAGUGGUCAGGUUCCACUAUUACACAGCAAAAGAUUCGCUGCUGACCGCCGCGCGCAAACUUUCACCGCUACCUGAACCGUUCCAGGGGGUGCAACUGUACGUAGACCUAUCCGCUCUCACAAUGAGCCGAUGGAGGGAAUUCAUCUCGGUCACAUAGACUCUCCGCAACCACGAUGUCUCAUACCGCUGAGGCUAUCCCACUAAAAUUAUCAUUUGGAGGAACAACAAAAACCACGUUGUCGAGGAACCAGAGGACGGAAUGCGCCUUCUGAGAGAAUGGGGACUUUUCCAGUCGCCGGACCAGCAAGCGCAAGCUCCGAAACCGCAAAGGAAACUCACAACUGAAUGGCACAUGGCGGGAUCGCCAAGAAGAGACAAAUGAACUCUCCUCACACAACCCUCUGCCCCUCCGCGAAACUGACCGCGUGCCAAGACGGAAAGAAAAUGGACGCUGAAGAAGACCAUAACGCUGUGUAAUGUAUAUGGCUCCAACUCAUAUUUAUUCCAGGGCACUUAUGUUUAGUGAGUCUUACAGCUGAUGGGAUGGAGGGCUCACAAAGGGCACAAAAAAAAAAAAAGCACACACAACUACUUAAUUAAGAGGGCGGGAUGCUCUCAUAUAACAGUAACGUAUACAAGGCUGUCUGUAUAAUGUAAGCUAUGUACGAUCGCACACUUAAGGGGUCCCGGUUCUGGCCGAACCACGCAGGUUAUCUUUAAUCCCCCUGUUGAGCUUGCCUCCCAAGCAUUCCGCAGGGAGGUCGCCCCAACAACACUGACGUCCCUAUCUAGUAGGGAAAUUAUAUAUAUACUUUAUUUGUUUUCCAUGUUUAUGUUUAUGUUUAUUAUGUUAUCUGGAAUCACUGUACUGAACUAUGCUCCACAGGACCACAUUACCCGUCAGGAGGGAACAAUGUUAGAGAGGGGAGGGAGACCCCAGAGCACUCACACACUACCGCAGGACACCUAUUCACUCCUAAUGCCAAAGCGAAUCCCACGAGGGACCUCCAAUAUAGUGGACACCCACAAAAUCUAACCAUGGGGACACCUAAUACUAUGACCCUUUUCUCCCUGAACGUGAAAGGCCUUAACAGCCCCCAUAAAAGGAGGUUGGCGGCACGCGACAUCCAAACCUCUGGGGCGGCCAUAGCCUGUCUGCAAGAGACACAUUUCUGCACUCGCAACCCCCCAAGAUUUGCAGUCCGGCACUAUUCCCAAGCAUAUCAUGCACACUCCCCAACAAAAUCAAAAGGGGUUUCCAUAUACUUUCACGACGACUGGGCGUUCACACCAAACCACCAACAUACAGGACGAGACGGCCGGCUACUUAUUUUAGUUGGCACAUUAAAUGGCAUACUAAUAACGAUUGCUUCACUAUACGCCCCCAACGAGAACCAAACAGCAUUUCUCACAAAAGCAUUAAAGCAGGUAGCAAAACACAAGAAAGGACAUGUCAUUAUAUGUGGAGACUUCAAUUGUACACCAGAUCCCCACCUAGACAUUCAAUGCACACAGAACAGAGGUCCAAAAGGGGCAUCACUUACACUGGGGCGACACCUAAGCCAACUACUAUUUACACAAGACCUAUACGACUCAUGGCGCUGUCUCUAUCCAAGAACCAAAGAUUACACGUAUUACUCCCCGGUGCACAUGACACACUCCAGGAUAGAUCUAUGCAUCACGGACAAAACCACACUGACACACAUCAUGGCAGUCGCAAUAGGCCCUAUCACAUGGUCCGACCACACGCCGCUUACGGUGACCCUUCGGGUCCCGUACCCGGCCCGGGGCACGGGAUCCUGGCGCCUCAAUGAGGCUCUUCUGGACCGCCCCAACACCUACUCAUCUAUCCUAACCCAACUAACAGACUUCUUCUCACAACACGAAUCCUGCACCACGCCCAUCACAACUCAAUGGCUAGCACACAAGGCAGUUAUGCGAGGAGCUCUGAUACAGGCGGGAGCCAGGGCGAAAAAACAACACAACACAACGAAGGCUGAAUUCCUCGCAAAACUCGCCGCAUUAGAGUCCCAACACAAAACCACACCACAUAAAGCGACACACAAGCAGAUACAACGACUCAGAACUGACUUACACAACCUUGAAAUCGCCACAACAGAGAAGCAUAUGCGCUACCUUAAACAAUCCCACUACACUACGGGAAACAAGGCAGGCAAAGCACUUGCUAGGAAACUAAAGCAGCAAUACUUACACACGAAAAUACCGUACAUACUUUCCAAGACGGGGGACAACUAAAAAAACAAACCACAUUGUUGUGGAGGAAUUGGCCUCCUUCUAUGCCUCCCUAUACCAGCUUGACAGGGACCCCCAAACUCACCAACCGUCUGAAGAAGAAAUCACCCGCUUUCUGAACACUACCCACAUCCCAUCCAUAACCAGACCACAACAGGAGCUAUUAGAAGCCCCAUUCACUUGCGAAGAAGUGGCCAACAUGAUAGCCAGUUUACCUAAACACAAAUCGCCUGGCCCGGAUGGGCUAUCCAACUACUACUAUCACAAACUAGGCACCACACUACUUCCGCACAUCACCAAACUCUUCAAUUAUAUCAAACAAACUGGGCAAAUCCCUAGGGAAAUGCUGGAAGCGUUUAUAGUCACACUACCCAAACCAAACAAAUCCCCGACGAUAUGCGCGAACCUAAGGCCUAUUUCCUUACUCAAUGCAGAUAUCAAGCUGUAUGCUAAACUGCUCGCAAACAGACUUAAACCCUUGUUCCCGACUCUGAUCUCCGAGGAACAGGCAGGAUUUGUCCCAGGCAAGCAAGUAGGCGACAACACUAGACACUUCAUCAACCUCAUAGAAUGGGCCCACUCCACACAGCAAGGGGGAGUCCUAUUAGCGCUUGACGCUGAGAAAGCGUUCGAUCGUCUGAACUGGAAGUAUAUGAAAUUAACACAGGACUUGUCUGAGCUAGGAGACAGAACAGACAGACUGGAAGUCCGCACAGAAGAAAUAUGUUCAGCUCACACUGACAUGGAGGCUAAACUACAAGCUCUCAGUGAGGAACAAAAGCAGCUAAAGAGGAAAAUGGCGGACAUAGAGGAUCGCUCUAGGCGCAAUAAUGUCAGGUUUAGAGGAAUCCCUGACAACGUCACACAUGAGGCUCUGCCCGACUACAUUAAAGGUUUAUGCCAGGCCGUGCUGCCAGAGAGGGUCACUACGGAGUGGCAGCUGGACCGAGCACACCGACUGCCUAGACCACAACGCUUCACAGCAGACACCCCACGCGAUGUAGUGGUCAGGUUCCACUAUUACACAGCAAAAGAUUCGCUGCUGACCGCCGCGCGCAAACUUUCACCGCUACCUGAACCGUUCCAGGGGGUGCAACUGUACGCAGACCUAUCCGCUCUCACAAUGAGCCGACGGAGGGAAUUCAUCUCGGUCACAAAGACUCUCCGCAACCACGAUGUCUCAUACCGCUGGGGCUAUCCCACUAAAAUUAUCAUUUGGAGGAACAACAAAAACCACGUUGUCGAGGAACCAGAGGACGUAAUGCGCCUUCUGAGAGAAUGGGGACUUUUCCAGUCGCCGGACCAGCAAGCGCAAGCUCCGAAACCGCAAAGGAAACUCACAACUGAAUGGCACAUGGCGGGAUCGCCAAGAAGAGACAAAUGAACUCUCCUCACACAACCCUCUGCCCCUCCACGAAACUGACCGCGUGCCAAGACGGAAAGAAAAUGGACGCUGAAGAAGACCAUAACGCUGUGUAAUGUAUAUGGCUCCAACUCAUAUUUAUUCCAGGGCACUUAUGUUUAGUGAGUCUUACAGCUGAUGGGAUGGAGGGCUCACAAAGGGCACAAAAAAAAAAAAGCACACACAACUACUUAAUUAAGAAGGCGGGAUGCUCUCAUAUAACAGAAACGUGUACAAGGCUGUCUGUAUAAUGUAAGCUAUGUACGAUCGCACACUUAAGGGGUCCCGGUUCUGGCCGAACCACGCAGGUUAUCUUUAAUCCCCCUGUUGAGCUUGCCUCCCAAGCAUUCCGCAGGGAGGUCGCCCCAACAACACUGACGUCCCUAUCUAGUAGGGAAAUUAUAUAUAUACUUUAUUUGUUUUCCAUGUUUAUGUUUAUGUUUAUUAUGUUAUCUGGAAUCACUGUACUGAACUAUGCUCCACAGGACCACAUUACCCGUCAGGAGGGAACAAUGUUAGAGAGGGGAGGGAGACCCCAGAGCACUCACACACUACCGCAGGACACCUAUUCACUCCUAAUGCCAAAGCGAAUCCCACGAGGGACCUCCAAUAUAGCUGACACCCACAAAAUCUAUCCAUGGGGACACCUAAUACUAUGACCCUUUUCUCCCUGAACGUGAAAGACCUUAACAGCCCCCAUAAAAGGAGGUUGGCGGCACGCGACAUCCAAACCUCUGGGGCGGCCAUAGCCUGUCUGCAAGAGACACAUUUCUGCACUCGCAACCCCCCAAGAUUUGCAGUCCGGCACUAUUCCCAAGCAUAUCAUGCACACUCCCCAACAAAAUCAAAAGGGGUUUCCAUAUACUUUCACGACGACUGGGCGUUCACACCAAACCACCAACAUACAGGACGAGACGGCCGGCUACUUAUUUUAGUUGGCACAUUAAAUGGCAUACUAAUAACGAUUGCUUCACUAUACGCCCCCAACGAGAACCAAACAGCAUUUCUCACAAAAGCAUUAAAGCAGGUAGCAAAACACAAGAAAGGACAUGUCAUUAUAUGUGGAGACUUCAAUUGUACACCAGAUCCCCACCUAGACAUUCAACGCACACAGAACAGAGGUCCAAAAGGGGCAUCACUUACACUGGGGCGACACCUAAGCCAACUACUAUUUACACAAGACCUAUACGACUCAUGGCGCUGUCUCUAUCCAAGAACCAAAGAUUACACGUAUUACUCCCCGGUGCACAUGACACACUCCAGGAUAGAUCUAUGCAUCACGGACAAAACCACACUGACACACAUCAUGGCAGUCGCAAUAGGCCCUAUCACAUGGUCCGACCACGCGCCGCUUACGGUGACCCUUCGGGUCCCGUACCCGGCCCGGGGCACGGGAUCCUGGCGCCUCAAUGAGGCUCUUCUGGACCGCCCCAACACCUACUCAUCUAUCCUAACCCGACUAACAGACUUCUUUUCACAACACGAAUCCUGCACCACGCCCAUCACAACUCAAUGGCUAGCACACAAGGCAGUUAUGCGAGGAGCUCUGAUACAGGCGGGAGCCAGGGCGAAAAAACAACACAACACAACGAAGGCUGAAUUCCUCGCAAAACUCGCCGCAUUAGAGUCCCAACACAAAACCACACCACAUAAAGCGACACACAAGCAGAUACAACGACUCAGAACUGACUUACACAACCUUGAAAUCGCCACAACAGAGAAGCAUAUGCGCUACCUUAAACAAUCCCACUACAUUACGGGAAACAAGGCAGGCAAAGCACUUGCUAGGAAACUAAAGCAGCAAUACUUACACACGAAAAUACCGUACAUACUUUCCAAGACGGGGGACAAACUAUACAACCCACACCACAUUGUGGAGGAAUUGGCCUCCUUCUAUGCCUCCCUAUACCAGCUUGACAGGGACCCCCAAACUCACCAACCGUCUGAAGAAGAAAUCACCCGCUUUCUGAACACUACCCACAUCCCAUCCAUAACCAGACCACAACAGGAGCUAUUAGAAGCCCCAUUCACUUGCGAAGAAGUGGCCAACACGAUAGCCAGUUUACCUAAACACAAAUCGCCUGGCCCGGAUGGGCUAUCCAACUACUACUAUCACAAACUAGGCACCACACUACUUCCGCACAUCACCAAACUCUUCAAUUAUAUCAAACAAACUGGGCAAAUCCCUAGGGAAAUGCUGGAAGCGUUUAUAGUCACACUACCCAAACCAAACAAAUCCCCGACGAUAUGCGCGAACCUAAGGCCUAUUUCCUUACUCAAUGCAGAUAUCAAGCUGUAUGCUAAACUGCUCGCAAACAGACUUAAACCCUUGUUCCCGACUCUGAUCUCUGAGGAACAGGCAGGAUUUGUCCCAGGCAAGCAAGUAGGCGACAACACUAGACACUUCAUCAACCUCAUAGAAUGGGCCCACUCCACACAGCAAGGGGGAGUCCUAUUAGCGCUUGACGCUGAGAAAGCGUUCGAUCGUCUGAACUGGAAGUAUAUGAAAUUAACACUCGCCCAAAUGGGCAUUCCCCAAGAGUUCUUGGCCAGCAUUUUAGCUCUGUACCAAGAACCCUCAGCUAAAAUUUUCAGCACCGGCUUCCUAUCGACCCCGCUAGACAUCCGAAAUGGCACACGACAGGGCUGCCCUCUUUCCCCGCUUAUAUUUAUCCUUUGCCUAGAGCCCCUCAUAAGGCAUAUAAAACAAACAAGAGGAAUCCAGGGCAUAGCUACUCCGCGAGGCGAACAGAAACUGGCAUUAUUUGCCAACGAUAUCCUCCUGUACCUCACAAAGCCGGAGCACUCUAUUCCACAGUUGCAAAAAAUUCUUGACACAUACAGCGCAGUAUCCUUCUACAAAAACAACACCGCAAAAACACAAGCUCUCCCAAUACUACUGCCACACACCCUCACGACAAAACUCGAGCGCACAUACACAUUCGACUGGAGGAAAAAGUCACUCUCCUACUUAGGGAUCAAACUUACUAAAUCAACACAUACAAUGAUAAAAGAAAACCACAUUCCCCUGAUCCACAAACUCGUAUCACAGGUAACAAAAUGGGAAGACCUAGAGAUUUCCUGGCUAGGACGCAUCAACACGAUUAAGAUGAUGGUUCUUCCGCACAUACUCUACCUGUUCCCAAUAACCCUGCCAGUCCGCCUCCUUAAAAGACUCCAAUCUGUUAUAAACGCGCACGUUUGGAAACGGAAACCCCAACGAAUUAGAAAUAAAACUUUGGGCCUCCACUUCACUAGAAGAGGGCUGGGCCUUCCUGAUGUACAGUUCUAUUACCAAGCCUCCCUAUUAGCCCAAGGUCUAAGACUUCUCAGAGCUUCCGAGAAAACACCAACCCCAAUCUGGCUCUCCUUUGAGGACGCCUGCAUCCACCCGGCACAAAUAACCCAAGCUCUGUGGGUAGGCGCCCCAACCCUCACCAAAAAACCGACCAUACAAUGCACAAGGACACUUCUAAAGGCCUGGAGAAAUUGGGCCUCGAAUAUACUAGUCCCCAAUCACAGCGCUACAAAUCCACUCCCCGAACCUAGAAGUCCAUACGUGGCUGGCAAAAGGUGUCCUGAGGGUGGAAAACAUUCUUGACAAGACCGCAGUAAAACCAUUCCCAACUCUACAGGCAGAAUUCUCCCUUCCCCCCCGAGACCUAUUCCUAUACUUAAGGGUCAAGAACAUCUUACAGACCAAUUUACAAGCUACAGAGCCCACACAGAGGCUUACAGUUCACAACACACAACACCUGCUGAAUGCCCGCCACAUCAAGCCCCUGGCACUAUGUUAUAAUGCCCUAUGGGAAGCGGCUACCCCACUUAAACUUCAUUACAUGACACAAUGGGAAAGAGAUAUCGGUAGGGAAUUCGCGAUACAACAAUGGCACAAGGCCAUAGCCAACACCAAGAAGGCAUCUAGUAGCAUCUCCAUGUGGGAAGCAUACAGCAAAAUCACAAUGAGAUGGUACAUGGUGCCGCAUAGAUUAGCCAAAAUGUACAGUACAGUCUCCUCUUUAUGCUGGAGGUGCGAGAAAGCCCAGGGUACACUGAUCCAUGUCUUCUGGGAAUGCCAAGACAUUCAGCCUCUGUGGUUAAGCGUACAAACACUGGUAAACAAACUAACCCAAUUUACCAUGCCACUGACACCUGAAGGUUACUUACUACAUAUGUUGCCAAUGUUACAUCAGAAGCACCACACCCCACUAAUUGUAAACCUUCUCACAGUCACUAAAAUGGCUAUAGCAUAUCAUUGGAAGGACAAAGCUAUCCCCUCGAUGGAAGAGAUCUCAAAGAGAUUAGAUAAUGUCUGUCUAUACGAAAACAUGGCUAUGGGUUUGAAGGGGAAAGCACAACAACAUGAGGUGGUGUGGCAGGACUGGCUCACAUACCGAAGGACGAGCACUACAUAGCGGGCCAGGCCCGAUAACAAUGAUAACAAUAACAAUAAUAAUAACAAUACAAAACCGAGGAGAGCAUAGCCACUGUAGUUCCCUAAGCAUUCCUCAAUGGUCCUAGAUCGAGAUCAAGCUCAAGUUCCAGUACAAGUUUCUGUUAAGUUGAGUUUACUCCCUUCCCUGAGUUCCCCCAUACUCCAUACACGUCGACCAAUGUGGGCCAAGCAAUAAACAUGUCAAGAGUCAAACAUAUGCGGGCACCAGAACAUAGUUACUAUAUGGCAAUAACCCUGGGGGGCGAACCUGCACAUACAAUGUAAUGUAUACAAUGUAAUGUAUAUUGUAAAACAGUACUAUCUGUAGACAUGCACCGAUAUGCACAAUCGAAUAAGAAGUGUAGGCGUUAAACAGGACUGUAACGCAUACUGCCCCGAGAGAAAGAUGUUGAUAACGCAAACUACCAUGUAAUGUGUAUGAUUAAUGUAUAACAAAUGUAUGUAUAUUUUAUUGUGGAACCCUCUAUCCCUUCUCCCUUUCCCUUCUGUUCCCCUGUUUCUCGAGACAAAAACAAUAAACACAAAUAUGAUAAAAAGCAAGUGUUCCUUCAUCAUCAGCCUCUGUUACCAGUGCAUCAAGGAUGCCCUGCCUUGUCUCUUCACGAUCCUGUCAUGUUGUCAUAUUAUGCAACUUGAUCAGCUGGCUGUGUGUGAUGUGUGGGGGAGUCCAUUCCCACACUGACGAAGCUGUUGUCAAAUGUGAGGAUGAGGGCUGUGUAGUGACAACCUGUGUAUGAUCACCAGAGGGCUGUGGAGCGUCCCCCUGUAUAACAGUGGUUGUGGUUUGUUUAUCUUGAUCUGUUGCAGACGGAGGGUGGCUCUGAAGGGGCACCCUCUGUUGCUCCAGUUCAUUGGCAACAAUAUUACAUAUUGUGUUCACAUCAUCAAGGUCUGUUAUUGAGGGGUAUAAAGGUGUAUGGGAGGAACUUGAAUUGGUUACUCGGCAAAGACUUGGGGCUGUAGGUAAGUUAGUUGGGGUAAGGUCGACUGUGACUACCCAAUAAGGGGAGAGGAAAACCCAUAUCUUUCAACAUGUACGCAUAUACUUCUUAUCCCAAGAGCUAUCUGGUCCGUUUUGCCUUUUGACCCAUGCACAAGCCUUCUAUCAUUAAAACAUGCUCUGGGUCCAAGCCACCUGUUCUGGGAAAAAUGUUUCUGCCUUGCAUCCCCUCAGUGUACCCCGCUUGAUUAUCUACAAAGGGGUCCACAUAAUAAUCCCCUGUAAUUCUUUCUACAAAAUGUUUAGGGGUCUCAUUUAGGUAAAGUCUGUUUAGAAUUUCCCUGCCCCAUCUUAUGUUAAGGAGGGUACUUUGACACUAAAUAGUUAUACAAAGAUGUCUAUAACAAUAUUAAUUGAGAUACAACUAAUUAAGAAGCAAUAACACACAGGAUGGAUAUCAUGUAGCAAGCAAAAAGGGCAGUAAUACAGCCAAAAAGCAAUAUAAAUCAGUGUUGGGCUGCUGUUAGUGUGAAAAUGUAUUCAUUUGUUAGGGUUAGCAGCAUUAUGGGUCUACAUACAUUCAGAGGAAAAGGGAUCUUUAACUAUGUUAUGUGCUGUUUGGUGUACCAUUCUUUCCAACAAUUAGGAUGAUAAAAAUAAAACUAUCCCUGUGUGGUUUGCUAAAUUUAUGGGCAAGUUCCGGUCUCAUAAAAAAUGUACCAGGCUCAUAUGAAAUUUAACGAUCUGUUCAGAUUACAAAUUCUUACACAUCAAACAUAUAUUCCUAGUCCCAAAGUAAAAACAGAAAAAUGUUGGGCUCAUGGAGUUGAUUAAUAACAAACAUACAAAGCAUACAUUCAUAUAACAAUUGUAUCAGACCCCAUUCGUUAAAAUGUUCAAGCAUAAUUAAAACACUUAUACUAAAAUUAAUAAGAGAAGGUGUGGAAAGCACAAAGAAAUACACAUUAAUGUAGGAGAACCCUCUCUACUGAUCCAGGUGACAGAGUGUACCAAACUUGUAAAUCCCCAGGGGACAAAGUGUACCAAACUUAUAAAUCCCCUAUUAACUAACUAAACAGACACUAAAUCCAUAUAUAGACUCACUGAGAGUCUCCCUGACUAACAAGAUGUCGAGAUGGGCGGCCGCUCCUGUACCCACUUCUCGUCAAGGGGACAAAGUGUACCAAGCUUAUAAAUCCCCAUGGGGACAAAGUGUACCAAACUUAUAAAUCACCUCUUCCUCAGAACUAGCGCUCUCUCAGCCUAGGACAGGUUCAAGACAGGUGACUGUGACACCCAUGUGAGCAGACAAAGAAAGAAAUAUCUUUAUACUCACAGUUAGGUAUCACAAUCCUCCCCUUCGGACGGAGCCCCCACUUGUUAGGCUGAACAAUUUAUCUGGGUCUUGGAACCCUUACGCUGCCAUGGACUUAUGCACUAACACAUUCUGUUUUCUUUGCCUCUGUGUAAACUCAGCCACCGGGAAUACUUAAAGAAGUCACACCAUUCAGAUGUUUUUUUUCUGUGAAUUUGUUCGCCAUCACCAAAAGAAGAUGGUUGUACUUUACGGACUUAAAUCUUUUUGUAGGGGAAAUUACUAUGUGACUAUUUCUCUCUUACUCUUUACACAGGACUUUGCCCGGUGAAUCGAAAGUCUAUUGGUUAUGUGUUGUCACAGAAUGGCCGUGGUAAUGCAGUGGUGAUUGUAGUAGGGGGAGCAUCAGAAUCCUUGUCCUGUCAGCCUGGGGUCACCACCCUCAUCUUGAGUAGGAGGAGAGGGUUUGUGAAAUUGGCACUUGAGAAUGGGUAAGUGUUAUAAAUUAUAUAAUAUGAAUACAUUUAUUGAACCAUACAAUAGAAGGAAGCCAUAUUUUAGAGAAGGGAUAGGCAACCUUUGGCACUCCAGAUGUUGUGGACUACAUCCCCUAUAAUGCUCUUACACCCAUAAUGCUGGCAAAGCAUCAUGGAAGGUGUAGUCCAAAACAUAUGGAGUGCCGAAGGUUGCCUAUGCCUGUUCUAGAGCAUUCUGGAGAACUAUGUUUUAUAGACUAUAAUUUACCUAUUGCAUGUGGUUUAGUCAAUGGAGCACAAAUUAGAGGACACAUCAACCACUCCUCUAUGUAGCCAAAAGUCAAGAUGUAAUUGUUUUUCCAUUAAGUGAAUUAUUCACUGAACAGUUGAGUUUAUAAAUUACUUUUAAAACACAGCCCACGACAAUUAAGCUGUAAAACAUUUUCAAUGUAACUGAACUGGAGAUUUGAAAAUGGCUAUUUGGACUGAAGUUUUAAGAAUUUUGCCAUGGCAACUCUCCGGGUCUCGCAAAAGUAAACUCUAGCCCCACAGGCUAGAGUUCACUCACCACUAGCACCCAGUGGUGUAUCCUGGUUUUGUGCUGCCCUAGGCAGGACAAAACUCAGGGCCCCCCAACCGCCCCUGCGCGCGCGACCCCCGCCCAUCCCUUCCCCCCCGCGCGCGUGACCCCUCCCAUCCCUUCCCCCGCCUUCUAAAUACACACACUCACUAACAGACACACACACUAACAGACACACACACACACACACUAACAGACACACACACUCACUAACACACACUCACUAACAGACACACACACUAACAGACACACACACACUAGCACACACUAACAGACACACACACUAACAGACACACACACACACUCACUAACAGACACACACACACUAACAGACACACACACACUAACAGACAGACACAAUAACACACUAACAGACACACACACACUAGCACACACUAACAGACACACACUCACUAACAGACGCACACACACUAACAGACAGACACAAUAACACACUAACAGACACACACACUCACUAACAGACACACACACACUAACACACACACACACACACACAAUAACACACACACUCACAUUAACACAGGUACUUUUUAAACCUCCCCCCCUCCAGCCUCCUUACCUUUGGGAGUGCUGGGGAGGGAAGGGGUUCUCUAUCUCCCUGGUGGUCCAGUGGCUGCUGGGUGGGCGGCAUUGGCGGGCGGGCGGGCGGCAUUGUCGAGCGGGCGGGCGGCUGACGAGGGAGCUUUUCCUGUGAGCUGACUGCUCAGCUCCCUCGCGCGCCGCAGAGUGAGGCUGGGAGCCGGGAUAUGACGUGUGCCUGUUAGUUUGUUUUUUUGUUAAUUAAAAAAAAAAAAAACAUUUAUAUUGGCAUUAACCUGCCACCCCAACACACAAUCCCUUCAAACAAACACACACUAGAUUCCCUACACACACACUACAUUUCUGACAUACACACUAUGGAUCCCCUAUGCACACACUAGAUUCCUUGUAAGGAAACACAUAUUACAUUCCCUAAACACACACUCUUUACAACCCCUACACACACUACAUCACCUACACACACACACUACAGAUUGUAUGCACACAAUCGCUACAUCCCCUAUACACACUAUGCCCCUUAUACACACACUCUCUACAGCACCUAGACACACAUACAUUACAUUACACCACAGACACAGCAUGACUGAAACCAACCUAUUAACACAAAACCACACCACAAUCAGCUCACUCUACACACACGCAAUCCCAUAAGCAGGCUUCAAACACAUGCACAGUACUCUUUCCUGGCAUUUUUUUCUCCUUGUAUCCCAUUUAUGGAGACAUCAGAGACAUGUUUUAAGCAAACACAACGCAAGCAUGUUAUUAAAUGUGCUUGCGCUGUGCAAAACAAAUACAGGGCCUUUUUCUCAUUCUAGAGUUCUUCAGCAGAGCUCUGUGCAUGGUCUGCCCUAGAAGAGCAUUAAACCAACAUGCUCACUUUGAGAGGGGGCGUGCUUGUCAUUGCAGAUGAAAAAACAAACCCUAUCUAGCCAGGCCCCCUUUUCAGUUGGCCGCUGUGAUGAAAAAAUGCCCGGCCAAAUUUUUUUCCCAGUCCGAGCCUGCUUACAUCUCAUUUAUCUUGGAGCAGAAAGCAAGGCAGGAUGCAUACAGAAUAUUUGCACAGUAUUCUUAGUUAGUUGGGCAUAAUUGUGGAGGCACAAAAAUUGCUGGACAAUACAAAGAAAGAUGACAGUUUAGGCUACUUUUUGAACCACUAUAAUAUAUCUAUAUAUGUCAACUUCCUGCUGCAAACCGACAAUGAGUCUUUCUAUUUCUUGCAGGGCAGACCUGGUUCCUUCCUUUUCGUUUGGCGAGAAUGACCUGUACCAGCAAAUACAUUUCUCAGAGGGCAGUUUACUCCGAGCUGCCCAGUGCAAAUUCCAGAAACUUUUUGGUUUUGCUCCGUGUUUUUUUUAUGGUCGUGCCCUGACUUCCUGUAAAUCCAAGGGUUUUAUACCAUACUCCCAUCCAAUCACCACAGUUAGUAAGUAUGUUCAUCUUUGGACCAUUAAUAUGUCAAAGGCCCAGAUAUUUUUGCAUUCCUCUUACUUUAAAGAGAAGGAAAAGGGUUAUCAUCAGGAAAUGGGGUGCCCAAACACCAUAAAUAGGUUGGGCUGUGCCAGUUUUAAAUAACAAUUUUCAUAAUUAUCUCACGUUAAAUGGGUCAUCUGAUUACUAUGUGAUAAUUAUGUUUUGCUAUUUAUGUGUUAUCAUUAAAAUUUGAAAUGCAGAAAACAAAUGUUAUAUCAUGUAUUGUACUAGUGGCAACAUUCUGAUCUUUUUUUCAGUUCACCAGAGUCCUCUGCAUCGAGUUUAGUUCACUCGACACGUUUCGUCCUCGUUCGAGGCUUUUUCAAGAGUUGUGCCACUUUAUAUAUGCUAAUCCUGAGAGUAUCCAGACCAGUUUUUAUAGUCACAAUUGAUAUACAACACAAUGCCCAACCAAGCAUCACCAGUGCAAUGUCUUUAAUUUAUUAACUUCCAAUGCCAUAUUCUGCCAUUCUGCUAUUUCCCCAAUUAAUUUCCUCCAAGUCAUAUUCGCUGAAAUAAUUUACCCAGUGCAUAAACAAAAUGGUGAUGUAUUUAGUGUUUUUCCUCCCUUUAACAAAACAUUUCUGCAAAUGUAUGUGCGUAAAUUCUGUGUCAGUAAUGAUUUUAUCGUUUAUUGUUAUUCAUGACUAUAAGGUACAUUUAAUAACUGGAAUCUCCUAUUUGUUUUGACAAUGAUGCAUUUUUAUGCUACAUUGCAAUUUACCAUGUGGCAGAAAUAAACAGCUUUGGAAGAAAAAAAAUGUCCACCAAUGCAGCAAAAUUAUGUUAUAGCAAACCUUAGAAACGGCAAUAUCUUAACUUAUCUAGAGUAGACGGUAUUGUGGCCUCUCCAAAACAUAACAUGGCUUAUUUCCGUGCCUAUCUUCUAUAUGCCAGUAGGACCAUGCUAAACAUCCUAGCUAAGCUUUGUUGAGUGGUCAUGUGUGCUGUGCAGCAAUAUAAAUAAAGUUUUCUGCCACAGCCGAGUCUGAUGGUUUGCGGUGCUGAAAGGACAAAGCACUUAAAAUAAAUUACACAUAAAACUUAUAUCGGACCCCUGCAUUGAUCCACAUAGUUUAGUACUCUAACCCGCAUCUGAAGCUAGGUGGGAAAAGUUAUUACUAUUUUUUUUAAAGAUCAUGAGGUUCAUGUGAAGUAUUUUCUUUAUCUCCCUAUACAUGGGCUUUGGAACAAGAAAACAUGAGUUUGUGAGACCACUCCAUUCUCAGGCCCAUAUACCAUGGGGCAAAGGGUAAUAUAAACUGGAUUGGGGUCUAGCAAAAUGGCUCCUACCCUUUCACCAUUAACUGGUGUUUGGAGUUGAGGAUAAUAAUAGCACUGCCCUAGAAAGUACUUUGCUCAGUUUACACUUAUCACUCCUAAAUAUAAAAUGUUUGCUUAUAUUAUGUUUUUGCUUUGUGAUUUUGAAUUUUGUUUUGCUUUUUGAUUGAUUUUGUGUACUUUUUCAUAUGAUUAUAUGUAAACGUGCUUUUGUGAUAUAUUUCCAUAGUAAAUUUAGUGACACAAGUCGCUGUUGUCUGUUUAAAAAUUACCAGAUUUUACUAAUUACAUGACGUAAAGUCAUGAUUUUAUAAAGGACACGGAGGCGAGUAUUAGGCUUCAUCUCUUUCUUUAUUCCUCAGCAGCAAAGAAAGGAUAUUGAUAUUUUUAAUAUAGCAAUAACAAAAAGAAAAAAACAAAUACCCUUAAGGGUUAACCAUAUAACAUUCCAUAUCCAUUAACCAAUAGGAUCAGUCCUUGUACUAUAUCCCUUCAUGUGAGGUAAACCACUUCCUCUUUCUGGCUGACGCCGAAGCUGAACACAUCAACAAGGAAAACAUUUUUCUCAAACUUGGGUAAUCUUUCGUAGGGGUUCCGGCGAAAGUUCCAAAAUAAUGAUGAGGUAGCGGACGAUCCCAGUUAUGUCAUCACAGGGUUAAGCUGUAGGAGACAGAGAGAUAUAUGGUAAAAUAUAUUCGAAUACCGUUGUCAUGCAUAUAUGCUGUACCGGUCCUUAGACAAUCGUUUAUAUCUGAAAACAUUGUUUGCGACAUUCUAGCAUAACUCAGUCUAAAUUUCAAUUAUUACCCUAUAACCUUGAUUCUAAACAUCAAAAAUACUAUAACCUGUUUAUGAGCAAAUGGGUGGGAAAAAAAUACAUGUACGGCUUACCUUUCAGUGGGCGGGCUAAUACUCGCCUCCGUGUCCUUUAUAAAAUCAUGACUUUACGUCAUGUAAUUAGUAAAACCUGGUAAUUUUAUUAAAGGACACAGAGGCUCUUAUUAGGCUAGUUUAAAGCUGUGAUAUGACCCUAGAUGAGAUAUGUUCUGUUGGUCUAAAGUAGUAUUCCUUGAACGUCGAUUCUCGGGACCAGUCAGCUGUGCGGAGGAGGUCUUCCAGUUUACAUCCAAUGGAGAAUGCUUUAGAGGCCAUAGCGCCUCUAGUAGAGUGUGCUCCGUAAACAGCUGUGUCGAUGUUAGCAUUUGACAUUAUCCAUUUCACCCAACGUGUCAGAGUUCCCGUGGAUACUGGUUGAUGAGGUUUCCUCACUGCCAAGAACAAAUUAUGUGUGGUUGGGUUCCGGAAUGACUGGGUCCGUAAUUCGUAUUCCCGCAGGCAUGCUACCGGGCAGAGGUUAGUGUUGUGAGGAAAGGAGGGAUAGAAGACUGAAGUGGUGUUCGACUUUGUACGUCUGGUGAUAUUAAACAGGACACCAUCCGGUGUGAAUGAUCGUGCAUCGAUAUCCAAGGCCCUCACGUCUGAUACCCGUUUGCAGGAAAUUAAGCAUAGAAGCAUUGCCAAUUUUGCAGACACAUGCUUGAGUGUGAGGUUCGAGUUUGGGGGCCAAUCUUGCAACAAACGAAGGACCAUAUUCACAUCCCAUAGGGUCGUCUAACGAGGUUGUGGCGGACGUGCAAAUUUUAUGCCCCGUAGGAGACGACAGAUCCAUAAGUGCUUCCCAGCCGGGAAGCCUUCCCAACCAGUGUGCCCAGCUGAAAUCGUCGACCUGUACACGUUUAGGGCGCUAGGCCAAGCCUUGAUCAUAAAGGGUAGUAAGGAAACCCAAAACCUGGUUUAUAGGAGCACGUAUGGGAUCCACGUGCCGUUCCACGCACCAACUACACCAUGUGUUCCAGGCAAGAGUAUAGGAACGUCUUGUCCCUGGGGCCCAAGCUCCUGCCAAUAAGUCCAAAGUUGUUUGUGAAACAUUCGGCAUGGUCCAGGGUCCCCGGAGAGGAGCCAUGUUAGGAGUCUGAGAUGACCUUGCACCAGAAGUGGAUGAGAGUUCCCAUCGGGAUCUGAUAAUAAUUCCGUGCUCCCUGGGAUCAAUCUGGUGAGGUCGAUUGACAUUUCCAUGAGCGAAGGGAACCAUGGCUGUGCCGUCCAGAACGGUGUUAUCAAAACCAACGAUGCUCGGGAGCGCUGUAAGUGUGAGGUAUGCAUCCUGGAGGUCCAAUUUUACCAUCCAGUCUCCCAGUCUUAGUAGGUCUCGGAGGCAGUGUAUCCCUUCCAUCUUGAAGUGAUGGUAUGUGACAAAGGUGUUGAGGGGCCGCAAGUUUAUUACUGGCCUCGUGCCCCCACCUUUCUUGGGUACUAGGAAGAUGUUGCUUAGGAACCCGGGGGCGGUAAUGGGAACCCUGUAUAUCGCACAUUUCUCCUCCAGUGUGUGAACCUCUUUUAACACUAGCUGUUUGUCUAGUGGGGAAAAAACAAUCCGAUGUGGCAAUGAGAGUUGAAUCGGCUGUUGUGUAAAUUCGAUGUGAUAGCCGAGGAUGGUCUCUAGGACACAUGUAUCUGAGGUUAGGUUGUGCCACGCAUCCUGGAAAUGAAACAAUCUGCCGCCCACGGGUACCAAGGGAAGGGUGUGUAAUGGGGAGUGACUCACCAUAAGGCCGACGGCCAUAGGAGGAUCCCCUGGUUCCGCGUGGAUGCCAUGAUCUGCCCCUGGUCAGGAAGAAUGGUGAUUGUGCCCUCGGUUCGGGUGGGUGGAACCGCGUUGUGGCGGAGCCUCGAUAGCCCCGGAACUGAGUCCGGGAGGGGCGGCCGGACAGACGGCCCCGCUGUCUGCCGGCCCCCCCGAAAACCUUUUGCGCGAACACUCGCUUCAUAUUAUGUUGUGCCUUAUCUAGUGCCGUAAAUGUGUUGACGUAAUUGCCCAGGGUCUUAACAAAAUUGUCUCCGAAUAAGAGACCUUUUGCCUGUGUGCCAGGCUCGGAGAUUGCCAAAUGUACUAGUUUUGGCUCGAUUUUCAUCAAUAUGGCUUUACGCCGUUCCGUGGCCAAAGCGGUGUUGGCAUUUCCUAUUAGGCAUAUGCCUCUCUGAAUCCAGCCUCUGAUGGCCAUCAAGUCAAUUGGGGUCCCCCCAGUAAGGGCCGCUUUGACCAUAUCGAAGAUUUUAGCUAUAGGCCCGAGUAUGUCCAGGAUCUUGUCCUGGCAGUGUUUUAAGGAGUAGUCCAAACCCUUCUUGGCCCUCCAUCCUGACUUACCCAGGAACUGGGCGACCUUGGGGUCCACUUCAGGGGUCACGCAGGCCAUGUCUGGGACAGUGGGCCUUGGGCAUUCCGCCCUCAGUUUGCUUCUUGUGGCCUUGUCGAGGGGUUUUCUGACCCUAGUCGCAAUGUAAAUGGCCACAUGAGUUGUGGGGUACCACUCCGCUGAACGCGGAUUAUGCAAGGUGUCGGGAUCAAAAAGGGGUUCCCCUUGGGGGUCUAACACAGCGGACUCAUCCGUCUCGUGCUCCGCGUCUAACGCUGGAGGCGCGAUGUCGCUGCGUUCGGGGGACGAAUUAUCUGAAAUAAUUGGGUCGAUGUCAUCAGACCCAUCUGAUACCUCCUCUGAGUCCGAAUCGGAGUCGGACGGAUCAGAUAGGGCUUUUGCCCUCUUCCAAGUCCGCACCGUUUUUGCCCGGCGGGGGGCUCUUUUACGUGGGAGCACCACGUCAUCAAUCUCAACAGGGCGCAACCUGUCCGUCUUACUGGUUCUGGAGGUAGCACCUGACAGAUGGUGCGAUUUGCACGUAGCCUUGCGGCCGCUAGGGACCAUUGGCUUGUUAUCAGUGGAUAUAGGGGGUGCCGAGCCCGGGUUGUGGCUGGAUGCCCUAAUAGCAGAGGAGAUAGAGUGGGACAGGGUGUCCGACAUCGCCCCCAUGGCGGUAAAAAUGGCCUGUGUAACAGACCUACUCAUCGUAGCAUCCAGGAGUGCCUGGAACUCCUCUGAGUUCACGUGCUCCUGGGAUGUGUCCCCAACUCCCCCAGUGACAGCAGCGUCUGUAGCGUCAUGUUUGCUGGGUUUAUGAGAGGUGGGAGGGGGGGUAACCGUCUGUUUACUAGCAGGGGACUGCAUAGUGAUCAGGGUGUUGCACAGUAAUAGUAGAGGGAGAAAGGCACUAAAAUAAAACUGUCACUAUUGGACAAAUGCACACUGGCAGCACUGCAGAGGUUUGUAUACCAGCAGUAUAGGGCAAGUGGCUGAGCACUAGACUGAAUAGCAAGGGCAGGCACAGUUAUAAAAGGCACAUGUAAUAUGGCACAUAUAAUAUGGCAGCUUACCGAGUGUUCCCUCAGGAAUGACUCCUGGGGGACACUGGUAGGCUGCCCAACACCUCCCUCAGCCAAUCAGCCCGCGCCCCUCCCUGCUAGAGUGGUGCGGACCGCGGGCGAAAAGAGCGGCAAAACUGCCCACACUUAAGAUGGCCGCCACGAUGCGCGAGAGUGGACCGCGCAUGCGCGAGCGGCGGAAAUGGCCACCAAAGUAACAGCCGCCCAUCUGGCGGCGAAACGGCUCGUUCUGGGCCGGGGAGGUGAGGGGGGGUGGGGGGUGGAUUCCUGAGCGACCCCCACCCGGGGAAGUGGAAAGAAGGAACGGGUUAUAAACAACCCGAAACGGCAGUGCAGGAUGGGGCUUGCCUCAGGGGAGAGGCAAGUACCCUGCACUGGGAACAGGUUUAAAGAACAAAACCACCAGCAAUAUACAGAAAAAAAAAAUUCAAUAACAGACAAAAACAAACAGCAGAUAUAAAAAGAGAACAGUAUAAAGAUAAGAAUAUGAAUCAGGAGAAAACUGAAAAACACAAUAUUUUAUGGAGCUGAAAAAUAUGUGGUACUUAGCUGAGGCAGCAGCAAAGAAAGAGGAAGUGGUUUACCUCACAUGAAGGGAUAUAGUACAAGGACUGAUCCUAUUGGUUAAUGGAUAUGGAAUGUUAUAUGGUUAACCCUUAAGGGUAUUAGUUUUUUUCUUUUUGUUAUUGCUAUAUUAAAAAUAUCAAUAUCCUUUCUUUGCUGCUGAGGAAUAAAGAAAGAGAUAAAGCCUAAUAAGAGCCUCCGUGUCCUUUAAUAAAAUUCACUGUUACCUCCCAUUUACAUAUAGUUAAGCAUCUUUUGUAAAAUAUUCAAAAGGUUAAUGUAACAAAAAAAAUGCAGUCUUCAGAUAAAGCUUUGUACAGCACACAACACAUUGAGCGUCUAGUAUAUUAUGCUAAUCAGACCGCAGCCAUGGAGUGCCAAAAAAGGCAACCUCAACCCACGGUAUUUAAUAAAAUGUAAAUACCAUUUUUUUUAAUUGCAAGAAAGACACAGAUUAAAGAUAGCAGGGAGGAACAAAAAACUAAAAAACAUUUUUGGAACCAAAUCUUACGUAUUUCUUCGAUGACUGAUAUUUAUAGCGCAUCAAUUGGGGUUUUAUUCAUUGCAAGUAGCCAGGGCUGGAAUAUACUGCAAAUGCAGCAGGUGCACCAGCACUGGGGCCCACCAGACUUUAGGGGCCUACUGUAGACUGCCCAUCUGGAGAGGGGUGGGGGGGCAGAGGGAGUCAGCCUGUCUGUCAGAAGAAAGGAAAGAGAACUGGGGCUUAAUGUCUGGCUGGGAAAGGCUGUUUGUUACUUUGGUACUUUAAUUUGUCUGCAAACUUUAAUCUUGUUGUGUAUCUACGUGAGCCGUGAGGUAUCUGUAAAAAGCAUGGUGGGUGUCUGUAACCUUCAUGGAGGGUGUCUGUGUACUGCAUGCAGUGUGUCUGGACUCCAAAUAUGGCAAAAUCGAAUUUGGUGAGAGGGUUAAUUAUCAGGGAAAUGUGUCAGUCUAAAUUGAGGAAACUGCAUGCAGGUGUAGGGUCUUGUGACUAUAGAGUUGGUUAUUUGGCAAUGGCAAGGUGGGACAUUUUCUUGGGAAUCAUAGUUUAAUUAUCUGGAGCGAUAGUGGGCCAACAAUAAAAAUAUUGCACCAGGAGCCUUUGUUCAUUACUUCUGCUACUGCAGGUAGCCUUACCUAGACGGACAUUGGAGUCCAGUCCCAAUGAUGGCCUUAGUGAAGCAUAGUUUUCUAUGUAUUUAAUGAUGCAGUGAGGGUUGUAUCUGCAGCGCUUUAAUGCAGACUAUCAAGGAAACUCCAGUUUCAGACUAAUCCAUGACCCUGAAUAAGACAAUUAUUAGGUUACAGGAAAAUGGCAGAAUAUGGUUUUUAAAGGGACACUACAGGCACCAAAACAACUGUAGCUAAACGAGGUUGUUUUGGAGUGUAUGUGCAUGGCCAUGAUAUAUAUCAAACUGUGUGUGAUUAAAGUUUUAUGUACAAAGUAGGGAGUAAGUCAUCAUCUGAUUUGAAAAUGAAACCAUUUUUUUUAAUGAAUAAUGUGUGAAAUGAAGGAUGUGUCAAUCACAGUCAGGUGAGGUUUAACUGGUGCUGCAUAAACAGACACAAAAGAGUUUAAACUCCUAAAAGGCAGAUAAUUGAGCAGCAUAGGCAUGCACAGCCUAUUGCAUAAAGUGUGCACCCUAAAGCACAAACACACACGCCGUGUGAGGGUGCUGUUGGUGUGUGUGUGCUGUGUGUGUAAGGGUACUGUGUGUGUGAGGGUGUGUGUGAGAGAGGGUGCUGUGUGUCUGUGUGUGUGUGUUUAAGGGUGCUGUGUGUGUAAGGGUGAUGUUAGUGUGAGGGUGCUGUUAGUGUGUGUGUGUGUGUAUGUGUAAGGGUGCUGUGUGUGUAAGGGUGAUGCAUGUGUGUGGGUGCUGUAUGUGUGAGGGUGUAUGUGUGAGGGUGCUGUUGGUGUGAGGGUGCUGUUAGUGUGUGUGUGUGUGUGUGUGUGUGUGCUGUGUGUGUAUGUCUAAGAGUGCUGUGUGUGUGAGGGUGCUGUAUGUGUGUGGGUGUUGUGCUGUAUGUGUGUGGGUGCUGUGUGUGUGUGGGUGUUGUAUGUGUGUGGGUGCUGUGUGUGAGGGUGCUGUGUGUGUAUGUGCAAGGGUGCUGUGUGUAAGGGUGGUGUGUGUGUGUGGGGUGCUUCUAGUGAGUGUGUGAGUGUGCUGUUAGUGUGUGUGUAAGGGUGCUGUGUGUGUGAGGGUGUUGUUUGUGUGUAUUUGUUUGGAGGGACUGUGGGGUGGGGGGACCGUUUAGGAAAUAGCCCACUUCCCUUCUUACCUUUUGUAUGGAGGAGGGACCAUGCUGCUGCAAUCCCUGAUGAUCCAGUGGUGAGUGAACUCUAGCCUGCGGGGACGCUCCAACCUCGUGAGAGGAACCCGGCGGAGCUGCUGGCUAGAGCUCCCCGGCAGGGCCGUCUUUAACGCAGGGCAAACAGGGCAGCUGCCCCGGGCCCUGUCCCUGCUGGGGGGCCCAAGACAGCUGCUCCUUUUGCCCUCUGCCCGCAAACUAUGGGGGCCCAUUGGGUGGCCCAUGCACUUAAGGCCACCCAGUGGGCCUGUGUCAGCAGGGGCCCGGUCAGGCGCGGUGGCGCAUUAACAGCGCGACCAGGCCCUUGCUUUUCGGCAGUGCUGGGAGGAAGUGACAGCCGUGCGUCACUUCCUCCCACAGAAACAGGAGCCGCGCGGGAGGAAGAAGCUGUUCCGGAGGGGGCUAGGCCGGGAGAGCUUAACUCCCAGCCACCCCAGUCAGCACACUGGACCCCAGGGAAGCCACCUUCCAGGAAAAGGUAAGAAACUGGAGGGUGGUUAUCAAAUUUUGCAUGAGUGUCUGUGUGUGUGUGUGUGUGUGUGUGUGAGUAUGUUUGUAUGUCUGUCUGUCAGUAUGUCUGUCAGUGUGCCAGUAUGUCUGUGUGUGUGAGUCUGUCAGUGUAUGUGUGGUUCUGUAUGUCUGUGUUUGUCAAUAUGUCUGUCAGUGUCUGUGUGCAUGUGUGUUUCAGUAUGUCUGUCUGUGUGUAUAUGUGCCAGUAUGUCUGUCAGUGUGUCAGUAUGUCUGUGUGUGUGUGAGUCGGUCAGUGUCUGUGUGGUUCAGUAUGUAUGUGUGUUUCAGUAUGGCUGUCUGUGAGUGUCAAAAUGUCUGUAUGUGUGUACGUCUGUCAGUGUCUGUGUGAAUGUGUGUUUCAGUAUGGCUGUCUGUGAGUGUCAAAAUGUCUGUAUGUGUGUACGUCUGUCAGUGUCUGUGUGUAUGUGUGUUUCAGUAUGGCUGUCUGUGAGUGUCAAAAUGUCUGUGUGUACGUCUGUCAGUGUCUGUGUGUAUGUGUGUUUCAAUAUGUCUGUCUGUGUGUAUGUGUGCCAUAAUGUCUGUAUGUCUGUCAGUGUGUCAGUAUGUCUAUGUGUGAGUCUGUCAGUGUCCAUGUGGUUCUGUAUGUCUGUGUGUAUGUGUGUUUCAGUAUGGCUGUCUGUGUGUGUCUCUGUGUCAGUACGUCUGUCAGAAUGUGCCUUUGUAUCUGUAUGUUGUCCGUUUGUGUUUGUGUGUGUAUCUAUAUAUAGUCAGUGUGUAUCUGUAUGUGUCCAUGUAUGUAUAUCUGCAUGUGUGUCAGGUUGUGUAUCUGUGUAUCUGUGUGUCUGUAUGUGUGUCAGUGUGUGUGUCGGUUUAUCUAUAUGUAGUCAGUGUGUGUACCUUUGUAUCAGCAUGUAUCAGUGUUUGUAUCUGUGUAUCUGCAUGUUUGUCAGGUUGUGUAUCUGUGUUUGUGUCUAUCUGUGUGUCAGUGUUCUAUAUGUAGUCUGUGUGUAUCUGUAUGUUCUUGUGUGUAUCUAUAUGCAGUCAGUGUGUAUCUGCAUGUGUGUCAGGUUUUUUAUUUGUGUGUAUCUAUAUGUAGUCAGGGGGCCCAAGUUAAUGCUUGCCCAGGGUCCAAUCAGAAUUAAAGACGGCCCUGCUCCCCGGGUCCUAUCCUGCCUCCCUUUCUGCCUGUGGCCCGGCCCAUGGAGGCACAUAGCGCGGGCCAUGGGGAUUAGGGUGUGCCCAGGCACACCCAGCAUGUCCAGUGCGCACGCCAAUGUUGAGCAGAGAGAUUGCAGGUGCAUGAUCUAUACACUAAAACUGCUUUAUUAAGCUUGGGUAUAUUAACCCCUUAAGGACUGAGGCAAUUGUAGUUCAGAUCAAAACAAAACGUAAACAAAACUUUCCAUUUACGCUAUAUGUCUGUUCAACCAUAAUUCACCUCUUUCAUAUUAAAUGCACCCACACUUAUUAUAUGUAAUUUUGUUCAGAAGAAACAGGGCUUUAAUUUCAUAUCAAAUAUUCAUAUAUGAAACAUAAUUUAAUAUGAGGGUGUGUGAGGGAGCUGUAUGUGUAAGGGUGCUGUGUGUGAGGGUGCUGUGUGUAUGUGUAAGGGUGCUGUGUGGGGGGGUUCUGUUAGUGUGUGUGUGCUGUGUGUGUAAGGGUGCUGUGUGUGAGGGUGCUGUUAGUGUGUGUGUGUGUGUGUGUGUGACGGUGCUGUUAGUGUGUGUGCUGCAUCUGUGUAUGUGUAAGGGUGCUGUAUGUGUGAGGGUGCUGUUAGUGUGAGGGGGCUGUUAGUGUGUGCUGUGUGCAUGUGUAAGGGUGCUCUAUGUGUGUGGGCGAUGCAUGUGUGAGGGUGCUGUAUGUGUGUGGGUCCUGUGUGUGAGAGGGUGCUGUGUGUGGGGGGUGCGGUUAGUGUGUGUGUGUAAGGGUGCUGUGUGUGGGGGGUGCUGUUAGUGUGUGUGUGCGUGUGUGUGAGGGUGCUGUUAGUGUGUGUGUUUGUAAGGGUGCUGUUUGUGUGAGGGUGCUGUAUGUGUGUGGGUGCUGUGUGUGUGAGGGUGCUGUUUGUGUGUAUUUGUUUGGAAGGACGGUGGGGGUGAGGGGACCGUUUAGGAAAUAGCACUCCCUCCCUUCUUACCUUUUGUAGGGAGGGGGGACCAUGCUGCUGCAAUCCCUGAUGGUCCAGUUGUGAGUGAACUCUAGCGUACGGGGCUAGAGUUCACUCUUGCGAGAUGUGAGCGUUGCCAUGGCAAUGCUCCAUCCUCGUGAGAGGAACCCGGCGGAGCUGCUGGCUAGAGCUCCCCGGGUCCUCUCCUGCCUUCCUCCCUGCCUGUGGGCCGCGGGGAUUAGCGUGUGCCCAGGCACAACCAGUGCGCACACCUUUGUUGAGCAGUGAGAUUGCAGGUGCAUGAUCUAUACACUAAAACUGCUUCAUUAAGCUUGGGUAUAUUAACCCCUUAAGGACUGAGGCAAUUGUACAAGUUCAGAUCAAAACAAAACAUAAACAAAACUUGCAUUUACGCUAUAUGUCUGUUCAACCAUAAGUCACCUCUUUCAUAUUAAAUGCACCUACACUUAUUAUAUGUAAUUUUGUUCAGAAGAAACAGGGCUUUCAUUUCAUAUAAAAUAUUCAUAUAUGAAACAUAAUUUAAUAUGAAUAAAAUCUAAAAAAAAUUGAGAAAUUAAGAAAAACAUUUUUUUUAGUUCUGCAUGGCAUUUUAACUGUGAAUGUUGCAAUACUGUUAUCUGUUACUGCAAUAAAGUACACAUAUUUGCAUUCAGCGAUGUCUCACAAGUAAAACAGUAACCCCCAUGUAUAGGUUUUAUGGUGUUUUGGAAAGUUACAGGGUCAAAUAUAGCACGUCACAUUUUUCAUAAUAUAGACAUUGAAAUUAGCCAGACUGGUUAUGUUGCCUUUGAGACUAAAUGGUAGCCCAGGAAUGAGAAUUAUCCCCAUGAUAGCAUACCAUUUGCAAAAGUAGACAACCCAAGGUAUUACAAAUUGGGUAUGUGCAGUCUUUUUUAGUAGCCACUUGCCAAAGUUAGCAUUCAUAUUUGUUUGUGUGUGAAAAAUGCAAAAAGCUAAUUUGAAUGCAAAUUACUGAGAUUUAGGUUUGUCUGAAGUCUCUAACAGGAAUAAAAACACAGUUAUGGAAUUUCGCAAAUCCUAAAACCCACUAUCCACACCCAACCUUGUUAACUACCAUCUCAGUGCUGAAUCCCAGAGUUGUAUGCAAGGGUGUGUGUGCAGAAAAUAACGGUUCAGGAUCCUCCUCUGCCUAAACUAUGGGGUGUAGGGUAAAAAUAUAUGUGCUGGCCUAAGACAGCCUCAGGAACCAUAGCUAAUCAGUUGCAAGUCCAGGGAAUAACCCAUUCUAACCAGCUAGGAAAUUGAAGCAGGUGUAGGGGAAGCCGUAGCACCACCUUUCCAUUACUUUAAACUCAUUCCACCCACAUGAGGUGAGGGGAAUAAAGGGCAUGCUUGACAACCAGAGAUGGUAUUUCUAUGUUUCGAAUGAAGUAGAACUUUAUUCUUCACGUUCGAUGUCCUCAUGCAUUGCAUGAGCACAUCGAACAUUCACUUAGUACAAUGCAGCAGUUCCAAUGUUAGAGCAUCUGUGUUGUACUACAAAGUUCAAUUGGAGUGCUCUGAGCUGUGUUGCUUCUAAAGCUUCUCAUAGAGAAGCACACAAUUCAUUGCAUCUCCAUGAGAAGCAUUUGAUUGGAGAGAAGUCAUCAAGCGUGAUGACCAUAGAGGUGGUGUAUUGGCUUGCUCAAAGGACUGUGUCUUGGAGCUGGAAUAAAGGUAAGUAAAUGCUUAUUUCCUUUGGUAUAUCAAAUGGAAAAGCCCUAAAGUCAAGAAUGUUUUAUCAAGCAUGUUAAAGGACCACUAAAGGUAAACAUUGCUGUUUAGCGAUAUGGCAAUAUUUUCAUUGUAUGGCUAAAAACACCUCAAGUAGCUGUCUUCCUGGAGUGCUUCUUUCAUAAAUUUUGCUUAAAAAAAACCUUCACUUUAAUAUUAACAAUUUUUCUGAUUUUAACUAUCUCACGAUUUUGUUUCCCUACUUUUCUCUUAGUUGGAGAACCGGUGACUGUUCCCCAGAUAAAGGACCCUAGUGCAGAGACUGUAGAUCUAUACCAUGAAUUGUACAAACAUUCUCUCCUCAAACUAUUCCAUGAACACAAGACAAAAUAUGGACUGGCAGAGGGCACUGAGCUACGAAUUUUGUGAAAAUGUGUUGAGAUGCUCACGGAAAGAGAAAAUGCAGAACAUCGAAAGGCCUGGUACCUGGCCUGGUACACACACUCACUAACAGACACCAAACAGACGCACACAAACUAACACACUCAGUAACAUACACUAACACACACACACACACUGUUGGAUUGAGAAUAAUUGUGAAAAUUAUUGGAACACAAUGACAGCUUCAGAGGACUGAUUGAUCAUACAUAACAUUCCUGGGAUGCUGAUAUUUUCAUUGAUGAUCUCUACAUUACAGGGAGUGCAGAAUUAUUAGGCAAGUUGUAUUUUUGAGGAUUAAUUUUAUUAUUGAACAACAACCAUGUUCUCAAUGAACCCAAAAAACUCAUUAAUAUCAAAGCUGAAUAUUUUUGGAAGUAGUUUUUAGUUUGUUUUUAGUUAUAGCUAUGUUAGGGGGAUAUCUGUGUGUGCAGGUGACUAUUACUGUGCAUAAUUAUUAGGCAACUUAACAAAAAACAAAUAUAUACCCAUUUCAAUUAUUUAUUAUUACCAGUGAAACCAAUAUAACAUCUCAACAUUCACAAAUAUACAUUUCUGACAUUCAAAAACAAAACAAAAACAAAUCAGUGACCAAUAUAGCCACCUUUCUUUGCAAGGACACUCAAAAGCCUGCCAUCCAUGGAUUCUGUCAGUGUUUUGAUCUGUUCACCAUCAACAUUGCGUGCAGCAGCAACCACAGCCUCCCAGACACUGUUCAGAGAGAUGUACUGUUUUCCCUCCUUGUAAAUCUCACAUUUGAUGAUGGACCACAGGUUCUCAAUGGGGUUCAGAUCAGGUGAACAAGGAGG